Messenger RNA from Pelobates cultripes (western spadefoot toad), 78306 nucleotides. Lineage: Eukaryota; Metazoa; Chordata; Amphibia; Anura; Pelobatidae. The record is from the annotation of a GenBank genome assembly.
GUUGCUGGCACUGUUAGAAUGACGUCGUGUCUCUCACUGUCCCUCCCUCAUUGGGGAUGUGAGCUGAACGGCGGGAUAAAACCCAGCAUGUGUGAGGGGACGUGGGCAUUGUGAGACAUGGAGAGCAUACGGCCUGCCACUCCAAUGUGGAGCAUUAUCCUGCUGCUCGCUUUCUGCCAAACUACUCUGCAAGGAGGUGAGUGGACAUGCAAGCCAGUGCACUUUGACCCCUGCUCUCUGUAACAUGCAAAGCUUAGACCUGACUCUACCCUACUCUGUACUUACCUCUUAUAUAAUCAUGCUCCCACAAGACAACAGUUUUAUAUUGUUAGUUGCUUAAACAGAAACAUUGCUGGCUGCAUCAUAGAGCACCAAUUGAACUUACCUUGUUUUCCAUUCUUGUAAAGCACUUUAUCCUUGUUGCACAAAAAAAUUAAUUUUGCCCAUUGGUUUGCACAGCACUGUACACUGGCAUUGAUCUUUUGCAUUAUGCGCCAUUGCGACCUAAAUUGACACAAGUGUUCCAUGACAAUAUUUCAGAUUACACUCCAUAGCAGGGGCUAACCAAGAGGUAGAUAUCCAGCUGUUGCACAAUUGCAACUCCCAUGACACUUUGCCAGCUUGAAAUACCUUUUGGCCACUUAACAUCUUCAGCAUCACAUAUUCCAAAUACAAAUGAUUAAUGACAGCUGUGCAUUUUUGUGCAGACACGAUAUCUAAACCCUCUGAGAUCCAGAGAGUGCGGAAAGCACACUAUAGCAGACUCCAGUGGGAAUCAAAGGGUUAUGCAAAGUAGACUUGUCUCUUCUUUUCUGAACGGAACAUGCAGGGGUUUUUUGUUCCUCAAAUCUGCACAGAGGUUUACACCUUUCCUUGCAGAGAGCAUCCUGCUUUGAGCUCACUCCGGUACUGUAUAACAGUCCAAAAAAACUAACUCCAGAAUAGGAAAUCACACCCUGUCUGAAUUUCUGACACUGCUCAUUCAGAACGUUGGAUUCCCAGAAUAUUUCCACCACAGCUAUGCUUAGUUUAACCUUAACCUUGGAUCUGUAUAUCAGGAGCUUGCAAUCUUAGGGAUGCAUUCUCUAAACAGGCAGUUGAGGUGUUCUUGAGAAUUAACAUGCAGCAUCUUACCUCCAAUUCAGCGGAGUUAAAAGAGUAUUUUUCCAUUUUGGAUAUUUGGCCUUUAUUCUACAAGUCUCCAUGACUGCAGCCUAGUAGACAGAUUUCAUAGACUGAGAUCUAUACUAUACACCAAGUAACUAAUGCAUUUGCAAAACACAUGUGAAAUGACUCAGUUUAUAUAAGAAACAGAUAUUCUCUGCUUGGGCAAAGAAACAUAAACAGUCUGGGGCCCUUAGCAUAGAGUACCUGUUUAAAGAGACAGUCAUGCUUUUUGUUUGUUUGUUUGUUUGUUUUGCUGUGUCUAUGUUUCCUUAACAUUAUUUUUACUUUUUGUUGUUGCAUUAUGAAAACAAAUGUUCUGACGCUACGAUGUGCAGAAAUAUAGGUGUUGGGUUCUGGGUUUACCCUAGAGGUUAUCAAAGUUAUUUGUAAAUUGUAUAUUAACUAAAAAUAAGUUGUUAUUUGGCCAGAAUAGUUAUUGCUAUAGAUAGUUGUAUGAUUAAGAGUAUAAUGAAGAAAGUGAAAUUUAGAGUAGUUGCUUUGAGUGUAAAAAGAUGUUUUCACAACUUUUACAAAAUUAAACCGUUACCUGAUACACCUUUAAUUUGGUCACAGAGGAAUGCACUAUGGGAAUUGCUGUGAAAAGUGAAUAUUUACCAAUACAGCACUGAGUGAUAACUCGUAUACAGUCUUGUAAGGAUUGUGUGUAACAUGAAACUAUGGAGUUUACUCACUAAACAUUUAAUUGUAGUGAAUUAAAAAACAAAUUGCAAAACUGUAACUCUAGAUGAGUUGUAGAAUGUAUUCAAAUUUGUGGUUCUUGCCGAAAUUAUGCAGUUUGAUUUCAAAUUCAUCGCAAUUUGGUGUUUAGUGAAUAAAGUUCCUAUCUAUCUCUUGAUUAGCUGGGGAAUUACAUUAUAUACAUUGUAUGGAGGUGGCCUCUUGGUGAUGCAAUAUUUUAUAACAUAUUAAAUUGUUUUAUAGUAAUUUGGGUGUGGAAAAGACUAGACAUUCUACGGUAGUAAAUAUUAAUGUAGCAAUGUAUUUAGUACUUCUGGCAGACUGACAGACUGGCUGACAGGAAAAUAUAUGGGUAGCUUUAGAAAACACAUUUUUCCAGAACAAGUUAAAGAGAUAUGAAAUUGCUUGGCAGCUGAGGUGGGAGAGACUAAUGGACGUAAUAAUUCAAAGAGGCUUGGAGUGCAUACAUUACUGUGCUGAAGAAGAACCUAAUUAAGAAUAAAAAACAUUACAUUAAGAUAGGAAAUUAGGAGGUUAGAUGGGCCAAAUGACUUUAAUCUACUGAUAAAAACAUAUGCUCCUAUAUAAUAUAGCUGGAUAGCAUGACCCAGCCAGGAAGGACACAGAUCAGUAAAACAGACAGAAUAAUCUGCAUAUUAUAACAUAAACUGCGAGUUUAUGAAGAGGGUGGGUUAUUGAAAGUUUAAUUCCUUGAAACUGACGUGUGUGUAAAAUAACAAGCUUACAUGGAUAGUAAUAAGCGAUGGAAUACAGGUAAAAGCACUGGGUUUGACAGAGAAGUCUUCUGGAUAAAAUGAUUGAAAACAAUUAACACAGUCUUCAAAAUGUGAUUCUGCAAAGUGUCAAUAUCUCCUUAUCUACAUCAGAGCUUUACUACCUACAAUAAUAAAGUGUGUUGUUAAUUGUCUUCAGUUACUGGUAUUUGCACCUACAUUCAAUACAUUCAAUAGAUGCCAGUGUAUAUUUUAUAUUGCACACCAUUAAACAUAAUGGGUUAUAUGAGUGUGUUAUACAGAGUCUCAGCUGUAAAGGGAGGGGUGUGCUCUAUAAAGAAUGUCAUGGAAAAUAAUGUCUUAACAUUCUGUUUGCAAGGCACUACUAGUGAAUGUAAUGCACAUUAAUGUUUCUUUAUACCAAAUGUUAAUAGUGCUAAGCAUGCUUUUUAAAAGGUAAGAUAGUGGUAUAUUAGUGAAAGUUGUACAUAGCAUAUGGUAGAGUAGUUGUAUAUUUUAGAUAGGGCAUGUCUGAAAAUCGUAUAAUUAAGUUGAUGAGUUGUUGCUAUGUAUACCACAGAAUAUUUUAGUUGUUUAUUUCAGAUUUGUGGCUAUUUAUCCUAUAGGAUUAGUUUAGUUGUUUAUGUUAGAGUUGUGACUAUGUAUACAAUAGACUUGUUUGCUUGUGUAGGUUAGGGAUGUGACUAUGUAUACUAUAGAGUAUUUUAGUGUUUAUGUUAGGGAUGUGACUAUGUAUACUAUAGAGUAUUUUAGUGUUUAUGUUAGGGUUGUGACUAUGUAUACUAUAGAGUAUUUUAGUGUUUAUGUUAGGGAUGUGACUAUGUAUACUAUAGAGUAGUGUAGCUGUUUAUGUUAGGGUUGUGACUAUGUAUACUAUAGAGUAUUUUAGUGUUUAUGUUAGGGAUGUGACUAUGUAUACUAUAGUGUAUUUUAGUGUUUAUGUUAAGGUUGUGACUAUGUAUACUAUAGAGUAGUGUGGUUGUUUAUGUUACAGUUGUGACUAUGUAUACUAGAGAAUAGUCUGGUUGUUUAGGUUAGGAAUGUGGGGGUGUUAACCAUUGUUUAGUUGUUAUUUUAGUUAUGGGUGUGGUUUAGUUAAUAUUAUCGGUUUACAUAAACACACUAAUCAGUUGUUUAAAAUCAUGGUUGUGGUUAAGCCAAAUAUAUCAUUAAUGUAAUUGCUAAACAUACUACACAAUAAGUUGUUAUUAUAGCUAAGCAGACUAUAACAAAGUUUAGUUGUUACUAUUAGGAGUGUGGAAGCAUGUUGUAGAGUGUGUUAGUUGUUAAUGUUAGGGGUGUGGAAUCAUGUUGUAGAGUGUGUUAGUUGUUAAUGUUAGGGGUGUGGAAUCAUGUUGUAGAGUGUGUUAGUUGGUAAUGUUAGAGGUGUGGAAUCAUGUUGUAGAGUGUGUUAGUUGUUAAUGUUAGGGGUGUGGAAGCAUGUUGUAGAGUGUGUUAGUUGUUAAUGUUAGGGGUGUGGAAUCAUGUAGAGUGUGUUAGUUGGUAAUGUUUGGGGUGUGGAAUCAUGUUGUAGAGUGUGUUAGUUGUUAAUGUUUGGGGUGUGGAAGCAUGUUGUAGAGUGCGUUAGUUGUUAAUGUUAGGGGUGUGGAAGCAUGUUGUAGAGUGUGUUAGUUGGUAAUGUUUGGGGUGUGGAAGCAUGUUGUAGAGUGUGUUAGUUGGUAAUGUUAGAGGUGUGGAAUCAUGUUGUAGAGUGUGUUAGUUGUUAAUGUUAGGGGUGUGGAAGCAUGUUGUAGAGUGUGUUAGUUGGUAAUGUUUGGGGUGUGGAAUCAUGUUGUAGAGUGUGUUAGUUGGUAAUGUUUGGGGUGUGGAAUCAUGUUGUAGAGUGUGUUAGUUGGUAAUGUUAGAGGUGUGGAAUCAUGUUGUAGAGUGUGUUAGUUGUUAGUGUUAGGGGUGUUGUUGUAGAGUGUGUUAGUUGUUAGUGUUAGGGGUGUGGAAGCAUGUUGUAGAGUGUGUUAGUUGGUAAUGUUUGGGGUGUGGAAGCAUGUUGUAGAGUGUGUUAGUUGGUAAUGUUAGAGGUGUGGAAUCAUGUUGUAGGGUGUGUUAGUUGUAAUGUUAGGGGUGUGGAAUCAUGUUGUAGAGUGUGUUAGUUGUUAAUGUUAGGGGUGUGGAAUCAUGUUGUAGAGUGUGUUAGUUGGUAAUGUUAGGGGUGUGGAAUCAUGUUGUAGAGUGUGUUAGUUGUUAGUGUUAGGGGUGUGGAAGCAUGUUGUAGAAUGUGUUAGUUGUAAUGUUAGAGGUGUGGAAGCAUGUUGUAGAGUGUGUUAGUUGGUAAUGUUAGGGGUGUGGAAGCAUGUUGUAGAGUGUGUUAGUUGGUAAUGUUUGGGGUGUGGAAGCAUGUUGUAGAGUGUGUUAGUUGGUAAUGUUAGGGGUGUGGAAUCAUGUUGUAGAGUGUGUUAGUUGUUAAUGUUAGGGGUGUGGAAGCAUGUUGUAGAAUGUGUUAGUUGGUAAUGUUAGGGGUGUGGAAGCAUGUUGUAGAGUGUGCUAGUUGUUAAUGUUAGGGGUGUGGAAUCAUGUUGUAGAGUGUGUUAGUUGUUAAUGUUAGGGGUGUGGACGCAUGUUGUAGAAUGUGUUAGUUGGUAAUGUUAGGGGUGUGGAAGAAUAUUGUAGAGUGUGUUAGUUGGUAAUGUUAGGGGUGUGGAAUCAUGUUGUAGAAUGUGUUAGUUGUUAAUGUUAGGGGUGUGUAAGCAUGUUGUAGAGUGUGUUUGUUGUUAAUGGGGGUGUGGAAUCAUGUUGUAGAGUGUGUUUGUUGUUAAUGUUGGGGGUGUGGAAUCAUGUUGUAGAGUGUGUUUGUUGUUAAUGUUGGGGGUGUGGACGCAUGUUGUAGAGUGUGUUUGUUGUUAAUGUUGGGGGUGUGGAAUCAUGUUGUAGAGUGUGUUAGUUGUUAAUGUUAGAGGUGUGGCUAACAUACUUAAGAACAGUAUGAUUAUUUACAUUUGGGUGUGUCUAUAUAGUAUAUUAGUUGUCUUUCUUAUUUGGUUGUUGGCCUGAGCAUUCUAUAGUUUGAUUAAACUACUUAUUUUACUCAGGGCGUGGCUGACCAUACGAUGUACUCAUUACCUAGUCAUAUCAGAUGUGUUGCAUACAGGCUGACAACGUUCUCACUGGAUGAACAAAUCAUUGUUUCCCACAUUAAAGGGACGCUAUAGUCUCCCAGACCACUUCAUUGUAUUGUCUGUCCCCUUAACACUGCAAAAAAAAAACAGAGAAACUGUUUACAUUGCAGUGCUAAGAUUGCCUCUAGUGGCUUUUUCCUGCAGUUUCAAGGAGUUUGACUUUGCAUGAAAAGAUCCAGCGUGUUGAAAAACCACAUAGGAAAGCGCUGAGUCAAUGAUUUCCUAUGAGGAAGGUCUAAUACGUGUUCACCGUGCAUGCAUUGUGCUGACAUCAGUGGAGGAGGUCACUGAUCCAGCGCCAAGGGACAUCAGUGCUGGAAUCAGGUGAGUGGAAUGAGGGCAAAGGAACUCUAUUCAGUUUUGUAUUCCUAAGACUAUGGUGUUCCUGUAACUGUUAUAGUCUUGUUUAUACUCAUUUGGUUACAAUAAAAAAAAAAUCCAAAAACUCUUUCUGCUGCAGGGCAACUCUUCUCUCCUGGAUUUAAAUAGAAGAUCUCAUCUUUUGUGAUUUAUUUGUAAAAACUGUAGAGAUUACUAUUUUCCAGUGUUAAUAAAUGCAAACAUUUUUGCUAUUUUAUAAAAUGGUGUGAUGUGGUAUAUACCAUUAAUUACAAGAUUCCCCCCAAAAAAAUUUAUCAAAUGAUUAAUAUCUCAAGGUACAUAUUAUUAAGUUGAUCCCACACAUCAACCCAAUAAUGAUGCAAACCUGUGUAGAGCUUUAAUACUUCAAUAUUAUACAUUCAUUUACUUACCAUUGUUGCAUGAACGUAGGUGUUUCCAUGAGAUACAAUCAAAGCAGACUUAACUAUUAGGUGAUCUUAGGCAGCUGCCUAGGGCCCCAGGAAAUAGACAGGGCCUUUGGAACCAUGAAUUUGCUUGGCCACCAUUACCAUCCCUAUGUGAACAAUAGAGGGUUGGAGGCACAAAACCGGUAACCUUCCUAGAGCCCUGUUGGAUCUUAAAGGGAUACUAUAGGCACCCAGACCACAUCAUCUCAUUGAAGUGGUUUGAGUGAAGUGUCCCUGUCCCCCUUAGCCCUGAAAUGUAAAUCAUUGCAGUUUUUGAGAAACUGCAAUAGUGCUAAGACUGCCUCUAGUGGCUGUCUACCAGAUAGCCACUAAAGGCGCAAGCUGGCCUUUCACGGAGUUUGAUUCCAUGAAACAACAAUGGACGUCAUCACACUGUGCGAUAGAACAUCCAGCGGCUUUUAAAACCCCCAGAGGAAAGCAUUGAGUCAAUGCUUUCCUAUGGGAAAGACCUAAUGCGCGCGCAGAGCUCGUCGCAAUUGCGCAUUAGGUUUCCAAAUCACUCUGACAUCGAAACUGAGGGACAUCUGCGGUGAGUGACUGAAAGGGUUUUUUAACCUUCACGUGGUAAUAAGGGGCACUUUAAUGUUUGGAAUACAUCUUUGUAUUUCUAACACUAGUGUUCAUUUAAUCCUUCUCUGGAUACAAUAGGUCUACAUUACUUGCAUGCAUAAUGUGCCAUAAAAUGUAAUCGAUUAGUUCUACAUGCAAAAUAGAAGCAUAUUUAUGUAGGUUGGAAGGGAAAUGUAACCCCAUUACUGGGGGGGUUUCCUUAUUUGCUAUAAUAGUCUCUCUAAGAGUGUUAUCCUGUAGCAUUGCUUCCCAUGAUUCAUAGAAGGAUAUCUGUCUAUAAAUAAGGUUUGCAGGCAAUAUUGAACAGGCAGUGCAGGCCUUGUGAUGGGAAUGCUCAGCACAUUCUGGGGCGGGCUGCCCAUGUUAUACUUUGGUUUAGCUGCGCGCGUUGCAGAAAUGAAUGCGAAAUGUUGUUGAUUUCGUUCCCCAGAAAAUCCAGAUGUUUUCUGUCAAGGGAAGCAAAAGCUUUAACUCACAAGUGAAAGCUGACACAUUCCCAUCUGACACGAAAGCAAAGGCUGCAGCUGUUAACGCCUUCCUGACAGUAAAGACCGACAUACCUACAGGGCUGGCCUCCCAUCCUUUCACUGACAGAGACAUCAAAACCUAAGAUUUAAACACCUCCUGGUAGAGCAUCAAUACAGUUAGCAUUCCACAGACAUGGCUGUACAGCAUGGAAGGGGUUAAUAAUGGUUUUCUCGCUUUUAGAAUAGUUAGAUAGUUGUUGGUUGCAGAGUUUGUAAUUCCUUCAAAUGGGGGCGUUAUUAGUUUGUCAGGUAAGGGCAGGUAGAAUAAGGGGGGUUGGGGGCGAACUCUGGUCUUUCUGACAACCACAUACAAAUGGUAUUUAAGGGACCCUGCCAGGUAAACUGGGAGAUUUAGAAAAUAUACAGACCAAUAUAAAAUUGCAUCAUCACAGAACCGCAUGCAAUAUAAUUGUUAUUCAGUACCUUAUUAAAGGAACACUAUAGGGUCAGGGAUGCAAACAUGUAUUCCUGACAGCAGGGUGGUAAAAGCACUGUUUAGUUGUCCAGCCCAUUGCCUGACUUUAAAAAGGUAUUUAGUGUACCUUAUUUCCAGCGCCGUGCUGUCCUCGCCCCGUCCUGCUUCCAUGGGUGAGAUAAUCAAUAGUGAAGAUCUCAGCCAAUCCAAUCCUUUCUCAUAUAAAAGUAUUGGGAGGCUAUUGUGCAUAUGUGCUAAAUGCCGCUCUGCGCCAAUGAGCAUUUCAUCAUAGAGAUAAAUUGACUCAAUAUACAUUUGCUUGCAGUUUUACUAGAUCACUACAUUGAACUGUAUGCAUGCUUUCCAAUGACACAUUUUAUUUGACAGAGUCCAAUGAAGUUAAAUAGCGUUCUGUAUGUCACCCCCUCGCUGUUUAACAGGGCAGUUAGGGUAGGGUUAAAAAGGCAUCUGUAGCUCAUUAAACAUCUUUGUUAGAUUUAGGCAGUACUAAUAAGUACUACAUGUAAUGAAUCACUUCCUUCGGUCAAUGGAUCAAGUGUCUUUAAGUUUCGUUACCAUUUUUCAUGGUUCAUAGAUCAUUAUGUUGUAAUGGCAAAGACACAAUAAUAAGUAAGGCUAAUGGAGACACGUUCAAUAGAAUUUGCUAACCCUGCGGUUAACUCAGCAAUCGUGGAGGUGGAAUUAACCCGAUGAAAUACAUCUGAUUAAUAGAAAAUGACUGUGGAGCCUGGCCAACAGACACUGACAUGGGUUAACAGAGAAAUGUGGAAUGUGUUCAAGGAGGGUGUAGUGUGAACAUUCUACAAGUUAAUUGUGUUUUCACUAACAUAUACAGCAUAUAUAUAAUGGUUUUACAAUAAAUUGAAGACAGAUGAGGAUAGGUUUACACUUGUAAACCUGUUUUUACUCGUCUACUUAACCCCUUUAUUUGCCUAGAAAGGAUCCUAAAAGGGAUAAAAAAAAAAAGAAAAUUGAAUAUCUGGGACUGAAACAUGUUUCUGGCUCAGUAUUCUGUUGGGGAAAAAAAAGAAGUAGUAAUUAAAAUAUAAUGCAAAAGUCGAGAACUCUCACAGUUAUAAAAUAUGGUUCCAGCAUUGAAAUGUCAGAAUUUCUGCCCAGUCCUGGUGGUUUAUUAAAGUUCUAGACUCCCUGACGGCUAUUUAUCAGUCUCUUCGCUGCAAAAAUACUGGGCCACAUAACCAGUAUUUAGAAAUGUAUUCUCAUAGCAGCUAAUGCAAUCUUAUACUCUGACAGAUCUGCUCCAUGCUUGUAUUAGAUAUGGAUCCAGGAGAAUCAGAUACAUUAUCCUUUUUCCCAACUGUGCUUUUAAAAGACUUCAGGCAUAUCCUUUCCAAGAGAUUUGGAAUGUGGUUUGGCAGGAUUUUUUUUUUUUUAUGAUUUUUUUUAUACUAAGACACAAGGAAGUGAAUUGAAGAAGAAGUUCAAAAAAGUGGUACAUUAUUAAACUUAUUUUUAGAGAUAGGUUUAGAAAAAGAGUCUCCUGGGGGAAUGAGAAUGUAGAGCAUCUUAUAUAUAUUCACAUUCUCAUUUUCUUUCAUUAUUUGCUGCAUCGCUUCACUGUUAACUGUUUUAGCAAAUGCUUAACCUUAGAAAGCAAACUGAUGGCAAAUCCAUUCUACAGAUGUAUAUAUCAGUCAGUGCAGCUAUAUAGUUUUAUUUUCUUAAAGGAACACUCAAGCAUUAAAACUGAUAUUCGGUUUUAACCUUUGGAGUGUUCCUUUAACCCAUUACAAGCCAGGCGCACCCUUCACUCCUAAAAGGAUACACAAUAACCAAUAGGCCCUCUUGGCUGCCAUUUGACUGCUAGGGCAUAUGAAAGUGAAAUUUUUUCUUCAAAUCUGCACUUUUGUCCACGGGGAUAAAGAGUGUGAUGCAGUUAUCCCAUAAAGCAUGUUAUCAAUUCAUUUAUUUUAGUAAAUUCCUUUGCUUAAUCAGAAUCCAGGCAAACACUGAGAACAUUGGGGGAGAUAUAAAGAAUUUUAUAAACAUUUGGCAGGGACCUGGAGCUCUCUGAUUGCUACUUCCAAAUGGAUUCUUGCUUAAAGGAGACUAAGCAUAUGCAAGACUUGCUGAAACAAGACAGAUUUGAAAUUUGUCCCAUAUUCUUGACAAACUUAUUUGCUCUCAAGAAAGCUUCUCCUGACAGCCACCUUUUAAGGAGAGGGUUUCUGCAGGACUGAAACCUAUUACAGACAUAUACUCCAGAAUAUAUAUAUAUAUAUAUAUAUAUAUAUAUAUAUAUAUAUAUAUAUAUAUAUAUAUAUAUAUAUAUAUCUGUGAUUCAUAUAAUACACUGUAAUAUGGUAGAAUUACCUGGGCAACUGUGUCAGUAUAUAACAGUGGCACCAAGGGACCCCAGACAGGCACAAUAACCACUUAAAUAAGAUGAAGUUGUUACAGUGCCUACAGUGUCCUUUUAAGGCAAAAAAAAAGUCAAACUGUAACUACAGAGUUGCAUAAUUGUUCAAAAGUAGCCAUUUUAAUUUACUGCAAUUAAUGUUUAGUGAAUAAACCCAUUUUUCCCACCUAGCUAGUGAAUGAAAGAAAACAAGAUCACAUAUGGUGGUAUUCUUUAAACUGAGAAUUGUGGAGAAUUCACAGGGGGAAUUUUUAGGGUAUUUAGGAUAAAAUAGUUUAGCUGGAUAAAAAAAAAUUAACUCUGCCACCUUCCCAGCUAUCUAAAAUGUACAAAUCCCUUGGCCAUUCCCUCUACAGUUGCCAGUUUAGUGAAUGAAUGUUCUUUUCAAGUUCAAUCCAUCACAUGCAUGAGAAAGAUGUAAAGCCAUUCUGGCUUUGCUCUCUCUGCAUGCCUUGAAUGCCUGUCAUGCUCAAAUAUCUCUAAAUAAAGAUAAAAAAAAAAAAAUACAUCACGAGUCAAUGUGUUUUCAAUUCAUUGGUAUGACAUCAGUACAAAAGUUAAUUGGGAUAAGAGAUUGGCUAAAUAAUGUUACUAAAAUGGCAGGCUUAACUCACUGAAAAUAAUUUAUUAUAUGUUUUGACUGCGUGAUGUAUUGUGUGCUCUAAACCCUAUUUAGAUGUUACUUUAAAUGAGGUUUUGAGACAGUACUGAUGUGCAGUUUAGUAUAUUUGAACAUAAUAUUACCUAACACAUGGGUCUGGGUGUGGAUUACCAAACUGUUUACAUAUUCUUCUUAAAUCAUGUUCAGUUUAAUCACUGCGUUUGUCUGCUGUGGUUAACAUGUACCAAAACAAUUCUGACGCUGAUAGAUUUAUGCAAAUGUCCUGUGGAGAUCAUGAACAAAGGAUGAUUUGACCAGUGCAACUGUUACCAUCUCUAAACCCAACAUAGGUUAGAGUGGCAGUAAACUCACAGCUGUGUCUUGGAAGCGGUUCAAAUGGGACACAUGUCACACAAUGGUAUAUAGAGAUUACACAUUUACUUAUUUCCCCAAAGUCUCUUGUAUCUAAGCACUGACAGGGGUUAUUUACUAAAUUAGAAUUCAAAGUGAAUUUCAAAUGUAAGGCCAACGAUUCUGAACUGGAAGCACAGCUGAAUUAGAUAAUUUUUUCAUUUUGCCUAUUUUUACCUUAAAGGGAUACUCCAGGCACCCAGACCACUUCUGCCCAUUGGAGUAGUCUGGGUGCCAACUCCCACUACCCUUAAAGGAGCACUAUAGGGUCAGAAACACAAACAUGUAUUCCUGACCCUAUAGGGUUAAAACCACCAUCUAGCCACCCUGGUCCCCUCAUGCCUCCCUAAAUAUAGAAAUCUUAGUUGUUUUCAAGUCUGGCGUUGUAACCCUGCAUGCUGUUUGCCUCAGAAAAACAAGCUGUCUGCUGACAUCAUCAGAAGUGGUAGCCUGAGCCAAUCACAAUGCUUCCCCAUAGGAUUGGCUGAGACUGUCAAAGAGGCAGAUCAGGGGCAGAGCCAGCAUGAUUCAAACACAGCCCUGGUCAAUCAGCAUCUCCUCAUAGAGAUGAAUCGAAUCAAUGAAUCUCUAUGAGGAAAGUUCAGUGUCUGCAUGCAGAGAGAGUAGAUACUGAAUGUUUGGAUGCAUUUUAGGCAGCCAUGACCCAGGAAGGAUCUCUAACAGCCAUCUGAGGAGUUGUCAGUGAAGUUAUCACUAGGCUGUAAUGUAAACACUGCUUUUUCUCUGAAAAGACAGUGUUUACAGCAAAAAGCCAGAAGGCUAUGUAUAAUGCUUUCCUAUGGGGAGGUCUAAUGUGUGUGCGCGGCCAUUGCCAUGCAUGCACAUUUGGUCUCCCCCGCCGGCUGACGUCGGCGGGAGAGGAGAGUAGGCAGAGCCUGACCCAAUGCCGAGGGACAUUUUAACCCCUUCAGCAACUUGGGAUGGGGGGUGGGAGGGAGAGGGGCACUAGAGGGUCCUGCAGUGCCAGGAAAAUAUGUUUUCCUGGCACUGGAGAAUCCGUUUAAAUUUUAAACUCUUUUUGAAUUCUCACCUUAGUAAAUAAUCCUGCAGAUCUCGGACUCGGAUAUAAAAUGAAGUUGACGCUAAGCAAUUCUUUCCUGAACAUGAGUUGUAUGGUUAUUCCGAAGGAACCAUGCUAUCAGAAGUUAGGAAGGUGUUCUGAAUUGCAAAGACCGGGUUUUAUACACAAAGACAGCUUCUCCAUCACACUUGCUCACCAAUAAGAUUUUCUGGGCUUUUUUCAUGUUGAUGGGCAUCACGUGAAGCAAUGCUAAUAUGAAUCUAUUCUUUUCUUUCUUUUGUUAUGUUGCUCAUGUUUGAAAGGAAACUGAUGGAUUUGGGGGAAUGUAGAUUCAGUAGCCGCUGUUGCAUGCAGGGGAGCUUGACACUACCCCUGGAAUUUGACUCUGCCUUCCGACUUGACUCUGGGCUAUGCCUCCUUAACCCCAAGUACUCAACCCUUAACCCAAUGAAAGGUCAUGCCCUCCAACACCAUAGACCCGUAGAUAGAUGAACUUGGGAACAUUGUUACCCAAUGACAUUCCCAGAACCCAGAACAUUAUGCAGGCCUGUCUUUUAGAGUGUCUGGGAUCUCUGACAGGCAACAGCCAAUGGGUGAAAUUUUGACAUGGUGAUUUUUAGCACCAGGGGAGCGGGAAAAGGGGGAGCACUUCCCAAUUGGCCCUUAUGUAAAUUUCCAAACUAGCAUGAGACAGUAAAACCAGCACCUACUUUUCAAAGACAAUGAGGUGCAGAAUGCUUUUAGACAUCCAUUUUUAAAAUUAUUUGUUAGCUAUUAAUUAUCUCUUAUGUGCCCCAAAUGUCAUUUUUAAUGACUGUUGCAGGUGUAUUUAAUUAUGAAUGAGGAUUUCUGUAGUUUAAAAAAAAGACAUUUUUUAAAUAGUUUAAUAAAGCAAAUAAUUAAUCUAACUAAUCGUGUUGUAAACAUUUCUGCCAUUCUGACCUUGCAGCAUUAAUUUGUUGUACAGAAGAAUGCUAAAUGGAACUUGUAAGAUGGAAAAUAUUAAAGCUUUAAACCAAAGGGAUUAGGUAACAUAUGCCAUCUGAUUGCUGCAAAGCUUUCCAGUGCCAGUCACUAAUUUGAAAUAAAUCUUAAAAUCCCCCCUCUAUGCAUUUCUAGAAUAGAGCACAGUGAUGUAAAAUAAACCCAUUCUUAGUUUAUUAACCAUUUUGUGUGCUGAUUUAAAUGGACAAGCUUAAAUGGUGAAUUCACUAAAGCAGUAGUUACUGGACCAUCAAUCCCAUCAUUCUGUUCUAAGUCAUGAUUGCCCGCAAAUUAUUAAAGUUGUAGACAGGCAAAGGGUACAGUAACAAAACAACACAAUUUGGAAAAUAGUCACCUUCGGCUAAGAUGGAGUUUUCUACAACUCAAUUAUUGUUGGCUACAUUUUCUUAAAACAUUUGUCAAUUCAAUACAACUUCCAGUUUAGUAAGCCCCCUGUGAAUGCUUCACACCUAUAAACACAAUAAAGGAAUAGUUAAAAAAAAAAUGAACCAUAUUGUGUUUGUGAAAGUUUUCCGUUUGAUGAAGCGUUUUAGUUAGUGCACUAUAUUUAGAAAGAAAUGCCAGACUUUUCUUUUUAAAUAAUUUUCCGUGAGUUACUUAGACUUUCUUUUCUCUUUUUCUAAACUUAGUUUAUUACUCUUAAUAUAAAUAGAGUCAAGUUUCGUCUGCAGUGAUUUUUACACCAUAUAAAAAUUAAAUUAACGCAAGACUAAAUCUUGUCCUAACUGCUCUACUAAAAUUGGAAAUAAGCUGUGGGUAGUGAUUUUUUAUUUUUUUUAUUUUUUAUUCUUCUGGCAUUUAGUCUAUCAAUUAUGUAACAAAAAGCGGAACAAAAUGGAACUUGGCAGAAUUCGCAAACGAUUACCAUAUGAACUACAUGACUUGUUUUCCUGUUAACAUGUCUUCUGAUAUACAUUUUAUUGUCAGACGAAUGCCAAGAUAAUUUGUUCCGUUUAAGCCAAAUACUUUAAUGGCUGUGCAUUUGUCAAAGUGUAAAUGCUGCUGUCAUUUGUAAGCAGCCUAUGGAUGGCUGGUAAUUAGAACAGAGAUCAGUGGAUAUGAGAAAACGUCAUCUCAUUUGCAUGUUUGCUUUUUUUGUUAUUGAUACCACUUUGUAUUUAGUUAACUGAGUUCUUCGUCACGCUUCAAAUGUAGAGUGACGCUAUAGCUAAAUAGGGUUGGAAAAUACAACCAGAUGUGUGUUUUUACAAUGUCUCUACUAGCGAAACAGAAAAGUCGAGUAAUAUGCGAAAACGGCAUUUAUGCGCAAAAUUGAAUUUCCUUUAUUUUAAAGGAAAUCCUUUCAUUUAGGGAGUUCCACAGUACGAAUUAUUAAAUUUGUUUUUAUGGCCUUUCUAGGGAGGCUCUGACUGCUGCGGUGACAUCAUAUAGUACCAGAUGGCCAUGUGUAUAUAUAAAACAUGAUGAAGCAGAAUCAUAUUUAUUUAAUUUUUUUUUAUAGAAAUGUUGGAAGGUAUUUAAAAAAAAAUACAGAAUAUUAGUUACAGACAAAGACAGUUUCAUACUGACAUAAAGUUGUACAUAUGUUUCAUUCACAUAUUACGAUAAAAAAUGUUAGUGUACAGUUGCAAGAAAAAGUAUGUGAACCCUUUGGAAUGAUAUGGAUUUCUGCACAAAUUGGUCAUAAAAUGUGAUCUGAUCAUCAUCUAAGUCACAACAAUAGACAAUCACAGUCUGCUUAAACUAAUAAGAUGUCAUUAGUCUAGGGGUUCACAUACUUUUUCCACCUGCACUGUGAGUGUUUACAUGGUGUGUUCAAUAAAAACAUGGCAACAUUUCAUUCUUUGUGUGUUAUUAGUUUAAGCAGACUGUGAUUGUCUAUUGUUGUGACUUAGAUGAUGAUCAGAUCACAUUUUAUGACCAAUUUGUGCAGAAAUCCAUAUCAUUCCAAAGGGUUCACAUACUUUUUCUUGCAACUGUAUGUUAAAUAAUUGAUGCAUAAAAAGUGGGAUAUGUGCUAUGUUAUCCUAUUAAAUGACACUUGAUGUCCUAUUUUGUGCAACGUCCUGUUCUUCAUUUAUGUCAGGGGUAAGCAACCUUCGGCACUUAAAAUGUUGUGGACUACAUCUCCCAAAAUGCUCUCACAGCUAUAAUGCUGGCAAAGCAUCAGGGGAUAUGUAGUCCACAUCAUCUGGAGUGCCGAAGGUUGCUUACCCCUGUUAUAUAUUGUACCUGGGAGCUUGGUUGCUCUGGAUCAAUGAGUAUGCUAUCCUAUUAUUUAAAUUCUGUCCAGUCUCAUAGGGAAAUUGUAACUUAAACGAUUGACAAACAAGUUGAGGAAACUUGAUACCAUACAGUGUACACAGCUACAUUGUAAUAUGACUUAAAAUAAAGUUCACAAGCUCUACCUGUCACUCAGCUGUUUCUGCUUUUUUUCAAAAGAAGGACAAAUAAAAUAUAUUUAAAAAAAAUAUAUUCUAUUUGCUCGAAGGCUUCUUGACUUGAAAAUAGCACUCACAUUUCUCCACGGAUAAACAAACCUUUGUUGAGUAGAUCAUUAAACUAAAAUAAAAGGCAUUUGUUUCAGAGGAUAUAAACCUGAGUCUCAAUUUAAGUAUUGUUCUAAAAAGAUCAGGAGGUCCACUUGAAAUGAUACACUAUAUUAUCCCUGAGGGGUUUAUUUCAUUGGCAGGCCCUUUGGCUCAUGCUGUUCCCUGUUGUUCUUCGUCAUUAACAAUGUAUGACUUGAGUUCCUGCAAGCAUUGCCUGUUGCAGAGAGAUCUGGCCAUAGCUACAGACUUUACAUAUCCAAAUUGUUUUAAAACUGCGCACUAUUCAGGGUUUGCCAAAACGUAAACAGUGUUGACCAGAGGUUUGAUAUGUUCAUAGCAGAUACAAUGAAUAAUACUUUAAAAAGUAAAAAAAAAAGGUUUAAAAUGUAGAUUUACGACGAUUUUGCUUUUCACUUUAAACCAUGAAAAGUUAACAUGUGCCGGGCAAAUAUUUUCUAAUUGUGUCACAGAAUUGCAGGUAGACGUAAAGUACAGUGUGCAUUUUGGCAAAACGAGUCAAAAUACCAUUGUUUUCUUGGAAUUGCCAGCAACAGGAACAGCUAGUGCAUGUAUCAUCAAUGUCAGAACCCUGGACAGCUGCCCUGGAGGAACAGGGAUUACAAUGGCCAAAGGAGACUCUCAGGGCUGUCUCCUCUAAGUCCUCUUACACUAAAACUUACGAUGGCAGGAGGCUCGUAGCACCAGGAAAAUGUAAUGUUAAUACUAUUUGUACUGUGACUCCAGCUAAUUAUAACAUCUAAUAGACAUUAACAGGGUUAUAUGCUAAAUUAUUUUAAAACAAUUUCAAAUUGAAGGCCAAAAUAGCCAAACAACUUUUCUAAUUUAGUUAUUUUCAACAAAAUUUUGAAAUUCACUUUAAAUUUCCAGCAAUACUCACUUAUUAGUGAAAAACUCUGUUAGUUUUACGGUGACCUGAGUUCUUGUAAAGGUAUUCAAAAUUAUUGCCUUGUGUUUUAACUGUAUAUUCAAGUUAUAGUUCCCUCCUGCCUGCACUACCAAAAAUGUUUAAUCUACAGAAGAACCAUGGAUCUAUCUGUCUCUUUAUCCACUUGAACAAUUGAGAAUAUUAACACAAAAUAUAUAAUAUUACCACCCUUAUCCCAUCAUACCAAGAGUACAAGGAUUCAUUUUUAAAAAUGGUCUGCCCUCUAUAUAUAAACAUUGUAUUUGGCCAUAAAGCUGCACCAAGAAAAUGAUGGCAGUGUUCAUUUCUUUUCAAUCUGCAAAACAAGGAAAUAUAAGAUUACUGGAUUUGUAUCUGAAUUUACAAAUUAAGAGACUAUUUGAGGUUGGUGCAAUGUCUGAUAACUCUGAGUGGAAUAUGCACAUUUUCAAAUACCAAUUAUCUGCAGUACUGAUUUAGAACAGUGAUGGUUAGUCUUUCUUAGCUAGAUCAGAUGCAUCUGGGGUACUUUGCAGAGUUCUUUUUCCCUUCCCUUUGAUGUCUCUAUGACCCACAGCAAUCUGAGGAUUUCUAUUGAAAUUAGAAGAGCCAAUAAAACUAAGAUUCCUGUAGAUGACUGUUUUCUGUAUAUAUUACCAAAGGACACCUUUUUGUUGCCUUGCUCCGUAGAUCCCUCUCAGCUGCAAUUCCUUGUACCCCUUCUCAACUGCAAUUCAGUAUUCUUCCCUCCCUUACCACAAGUUUUCUUAUCUUUAAACUCCUCUCCACCACAAUUCUGCUAGCCAUGUCCAAGUCAGAGAAAUUUUAUACCAGCUUGGAUUCAUCAUUUACAUACAGUUUAAAUUACUGUGCAAUUUACAUCUUUGACUUCAAUAGUUCUUUUUUUUUUUUUCUGUAUCUGGUAUAAAGUCUCGAGUGCAUUUUGUUUACCAGUUUGUUUAAGCCAUUAGAAUUUGAUGAAUUAGUUUGCCACCCUCUUUGUUCUUCAUCCUUUGCCAGUCUUCUCAUUGGACCACCUUACAGCACUUAGCAUGUCUCCCCCGCUGCACUUUGUUUACUAAACUACCCUGGAGCCAGUACUGUUGCAGUGCUCUCCCACAGCCGCCAGUCUUAGUUACACUGAGAUCUGGCGCUCUUGUAUCAGAUACUGUGCUCUCCAAAAUUCCUCUCAUGCUGAGAUCAACAGUUCUGGAAUUUUUAAUUCCCCCAGGGUUUUGUUAAUCAAAUGCACACCUCUCGUAUGGGGCUGUACUUAUUCUUUUUUAACCUCAUUCCAGCAGAGGAACCUAAUCCACAUCACUGCUUUAACUCUUGAGCCCUGCUGACUGGAUUAAACCCCUGUCAAGAGAUUACAACUAAAAAAUCUAUUGUCUUCUCUACUAUUGAAUAAUCUAGCAGCCAAUAUUUAGAAUACUUUGCCAUUAUAAAUUAUCUUGAAAUCUGAUAUAUAUUAAUGAAAAAAUAUCAGUUAUUUUAUGUACAGAUGUUAUCUGCUUAUCUUAUCCUGGUUCACUUACAAAUAUAUAGCAUUUUACUAUCAGUUAAGCUAGUUUGUGUAUUUGAAUUUCAUUUAGCUGAUGAGAUGGUUGAGAAACAUUACUAUCUUGAGAGAUAGAGAAGUGGUCUAACAGAGGUCUGAAAUAUUGACCUACUUCUGAAUUCCCCUACUUUCCCCAGGCCAAGGCAUUUACUAUUUGUCAGCUUAAAUCUAUACCAUGUAUUCCUCCCCUAAACAAAGAGCAUUUGAUUAUUCUGGCACUAUAUCUUCCUUUCCUAGAGAGACAUAUGGAGUUUAUUGGAAUAAAUCUCUUUCGUUAUGCAGCAUUGUUUCAUUAAUCCUCAUAUGUCUUGAGUUAUUGUAGUCUUGCUAUGUUAACUCACUAAAACCCCAGAGAGCUAAUAUGUGAUAAUGAAAUCAUUCUGGUAUAUCAGGGAAAAUCAACCUGACCAGCUUUAGUUUCAGCGGAACACCAGUAUUCACAAGGUAGAAUAUCAAUGAUGGGGUUGAUAAUUCAACCACAAAUGCAGUCCUGUGUUACUCACAUCAAUUCAAAUAACAAUCUUAAAUGUGAAAGAUAUUUCUACCAUAUCUGUAUGGGAGUGUAUUAUGGGAUUGGAAAUUCCAAAAUAUCUCUAGAGCUACCUGUUGGGUACCCCUUGAAUACAAUAAUCCGGAAGAAUUUAGUGCUGUUAGUGAUGUUGGUGUUAGAAAUGGACAGAUUGAGGUCUAAGAAAUUACUGAACAGUGAUUACAUUUCAACAUCUGAGAAUCAGCUAUUGCAUGUCAGGCUAUAUUCAGAAAGUUACAUAGCUGAAAAGAGACAUGUGCCCAUCCUGUUCAGUCUUUUUCUCAUUUGUUUUUGCUGUUGAUCCAAAAGAAAUGGCAGUCAGAUAUCUCCUUGGAUCAUGAAACUAUUACCCCACUAAUUAAAACGUUUAUCCCUGUGUCAUAUGUUUUUGUAAGUAUUUAUCUAUUUGCUGUUUAAACAUCUGUAUAUACUCUGCUAAAACCACCUCUUUAGGCAGAGAAUUCCAUAUCCUUAUUGUUCUUACUGUAAAAAAAAACUUUUUUUUGCCUUAGACUAAAUCUCCUUUCUUCCAGUCUAAAUGCGUGAUCAUGUGUACUAAAUAUAGUUCUGUUUAUGAAUAGGUUUCCAGACAAUGAAUGCCUAUUACUAACUAAUUUGUAAGAGUCUGAACAUUUCUCCUGGGGGGAAAUCACCAUGGCUGAAUAUCAGUAUCUCUAAUAGAGUAUGGAGGAAUAGAGAGCCUCUUUUCUUUUAGUAUAAGAGAGAACUGGGACUUCUGCUGCCCAGCUAAAGUACCAUUUAUACCAUCCUAAGAGAUAUUACUUUAAAUAGCAGUUCUUAAUCAUUUUAAAAGAAACCAAAAUUAUUCACAUUGGAUCAGUUCAUCAGAACAUGAAAGCCGUAAGCUUUGAAGAUUCACUGAAAUGCCCAAAUUUGGGUCUAAACAUAGUGGUUAAGAAUGACUGAUCUAAGUCGUCGACUGCAAAAAAUAUUACUUUAAGAAUUCUACGUGAUCAACUUUUGAAUUUGUUUGUUAAAGAGCUACAAAAGUGUGUUAGUAGUAAUGAACAUAAAACCAAAGAAAUGUAGCCUUACGACUAAAUACUUGAAUUCAUGAAAAAUGUGGUUACACACUACUGCGUGGGAGGCAUCUGCCAUCUAGUCAUAGGAUGGAAUUCAUCCUUUGGAGAGCUGGACAAAGCUCUAACAAACACAUUUUCCCAGCAACACCGAUUAUCUGCACAUCAAAUACUUCUGCUCAUCUGCUUGAUGUCUUUAUAAUGACAUAACGAACUAUAACCAGAGUGAUUCUGCAUUCUUAUGAGAGACAUUAGGUCAAGACUGUAAACGUCUUAAGUAUUUGUCUUGGAAACAUUACAGUUUAUUUCAAAACACUUAUGGUAGGUGUCAGUCAGCUCUUGUUAUGCACCACUUGGUUUUGAUGUUAUGUGCGGAACAUAUGUUAAUACUGAGAUUUUUCAUGAUACUCACCCUCUUGGCUUUGAAAUUCAGGAAAUACUUUUCUCAAAAUGUUUUAUUAUCCUCUGUUUCUUUUGAUUUCAGUAGGAGUAGGGUUAGUUUAUCAACACUAUAUUUAUACUUUAUUUGCGUUCCUCGUUCAUUUGUCUCUUGUUUACUGUAAAUCUCUUUACGCCACCAUUAAGACUAUUUUAGAACAUGCUAGGCUAUUUUCUGCUGUUUAAGAUACGGCUAGAGGUAUACAGAUUGUCUGUUUUAUCGUAAUGAAAAUCACCCAAUAUCUUGAUGCAUUCAUUUUCUUUCUGUGCAAAACUUUUCCUUAAUGUAAUAUAUCAGUCCAUAACCCAGCCUUGGCACUCUUGAUCUUUGCAUUCUAAACCAAACUCCUCGCCAACUGUUACACUUCUUUCCUUAAUUUUCCUACAUAUCAAUAUUCUCUACCGAUCCAUUUUUCUCAAACUUUCUAUAAUUCUCCUUCAUUUUCCGCACUCCUCUUUAUAUAGUUAUCAAAGCUAAAACUUUGAAAUAGGGUCUCAUGGUUCUGGUAGCAUGUUUUUAUGUGAGCCCACACUCAGGUCUAAAACAAGUGUUAGCUCACAUAAGCCAUUGCGUAGGUAAUAUACACCAUUUGCAUAUCAGUCUAAUGCCACCAUGAAGACAGCUAAGGAGAGGCUAACAGAUGCUCUCAAGCAAGAAAUGGCCCUUGGCACACCCCAUAUAAGAAGUCAAACCAUUCUAAAAUGGUUUGACUACUUACAAAGGGGUGUCAAGAGCACUGUAGAGGUAGUAAGGAGUAUUCCUUUAAAAUUUCUGCCUGAUCUCAGAAUUCUUUUAUAUCGUAUGUUUUGAACUUGCAUUACAUGGGCUAUGAUCCAAAAGGAUCAGUGACUAUAAUCCAGCCAUGUACUGGAUGUAUAUAUAGGAAAACUUGAGGAGAGCACUCAUUGGACUUUCAAUCACCUUCCACCUUUAUUCACAGUACAGUUAUGUUACAUCAAUGUUUCAGUCUCUCCAGCCUUUCAUCAGGAAAGGAUACUGAUACUGAUAUAUAUUGUGCAGAAUUGACCUAUUUAUUCUGUUAUGAUAACUGGUAUUGCUACCAGAUGUCUUGCGAUUUUCCAUGCAAUCUACGUAUUUCGGUACAGAGUGCACAAAAGUUCCAAUUUCGAAACUCCGGUUUGGAGAGAAGACUGGUGUGCUGCCAUUGAAACCUAAAAACAGCAAAGUUCAUGAUGCAUGGGUCAUACAUUCAUUACUCUGUGUACCCUGGCUGUAAUCCGUGAAAUUCGAUCUGUCUUGGCGUCAUGGUUAGCACAUCCCAGCAGAAUAAUUGAGGGAAGACCUUGUUUUUACAGUUUUUUAUCCUUGUAGUCCUGCCCUUUCUCUGCAAGGUCGCCAAGUUACAUUCCAAAAUAGAACAUUUUAAUUGGGGAUAUCCUAACCUACGUCAUUUCAUCCUUAUUUUAAUCCUUUUCUAACACCCCCCACAAUUAUACUAGCAUACUCAUGUUCAGCUGAGUUCUCAAGGGCCACUGGCCAGCCAGGAUUUUGGACUAAUUAACAGGCAAACUAUAAAUGAUCUUAUAUUACUAAGUAAUAUAACUUACUAAGCAAAGUGUUUCAAUAUGUGCUGACCUGAAAACCUGGCUUCUUAGUGGUCUUAAGGGAUCUGCAUUAAAUAAUCCUGAAACAAUAUUCUCCUGCUUUCUAACAGAGGUGAGAUCACACUUUUAUUCUGCUGGCGUUAAUGUUAUGUAUAUUAACCACUCCGAUGCCAACUAUGUAUAUAAACUGUAUACUUUGUCUUGCUAUGUAAAGACACAAAUGUAUUUUCACUUAUAAGAGCAAAUAUACUGAUCCCUUGUAAUGCCAAUCCCAUAGAUAGCCGUAUCACAAAGCCAUAUCAAUACUGGACAUUUAACUGUUUGUGUAGUUUUUUGUAAUACAACUGAAUUUAACUGUAAAAUGCUUGAAUUUAAGACAAUUAUUGUUAGUAUAAAUAUACAUAUUUUACAGCAUUCUACAGCAAAAUUAGGAAUAUAAAAAAUAAGAAAUAAUAUAAUGUUACCAUCCAGUAUUAUUUGAUUGAUAACAUCAGAUAGUAUAGUCGAAAACAUGUGGUUUUCAGUAUCAGACUUCCACCUAUUAACACACUACAUAUCCCAUUAACCAUUGCAACAUCUUUCUGUGAUUUUACUUAGCAGUGGUCCAUGAGACAUAAUUCAGCUAGAUGUCUAUCAUUUAAAUCCCAAUAGUCUACAUUAGCUCUAUGAAAAGAUAGAGGAAAAACAAGAAAAUUUAUUGCUUUUGCUGUUUUUUUGUACUGCUAUGUCUUAUUCGAUAAUAUGACAAAUAAAAUAUUCUGUGAAUUUUUGUGUCUUUUUACCAGGAGUCCCUGGUGCCGGGGCAGGAGGCCAGUUCUACCCAGGAGGAGCGGGUGUGGGCGCAGGAGGCGUAUACCCUGGUAAGCACGCCUGUCAUAGUAAAUCUGACUGAGUGCAGUAAAAUGUGCAUUGAGUAAGAGAGGAAAUCACGGUUUUAGCAUUACCACUCAGCAGUUGAGAAGUCCAACGUGUCCAUCAGUAGCUGAUUAAUCCCUUUACUCCUAGUAAACGUAUUCCAUAGAAUUUAGGAAUCCAUACCCCCAGCCCUUUAUAUACACAUAUCUCACCAUUUUAAUAACGUGCAAAUAAGAUAAAAGGAUAUUGCAUUAUUGUCUUUGACUCCAUUAUUCUGUUAUGAGGAUCAACAAUGAAAUGUUGUUUUGCCAUAAAUUAAUGGUCUAUAUGUACCGACUGACAUAAAAAUGAACAAAAACACAUUCUGGAUUCUAGUGGUAAUCUGCAUUUAACUUUGUAGUGAAGCAUUUGAUAUUAAUCCAGUUCUGCGGUAACCCUACGACCCAAAGACUACGUUUAUUUUCCCUUUUUGUUUCAGGCGCAGCAUUAGGAGGAGGUGGAGUACCUGGAGCCGGAGCAGGUAUGUUUGAACCUUCAGUAUGCUAAAUGACGUUAAUAAAACAAUAGCAGACAUGAACAAUAGAUAACGGAUUGUAUAUGUACGCUGCACUACAAAUUGAAAUGUUUUACUGGAGAUAAUGAUAAUUAUUCAAGGCGAGUUUUGACCUCUUAGACACCCAGCCAGUUAGUAAAUACUGCUUGCAUGUAGUUUAUACUGGUAGACAACAGGCAGCAUUGAAUAUAUUGUCAGACUGCAACUCAUGCUGUCAUGUUGCUUUGCCAUAUAAAAUGUGAAUGUACUUUCCAAAACAAUCCACUUUAAGAAUUUCAAGCUUUAUUAUAGAGACAUUAUAUGUCCAUAAAUUGCAGGGGUAAGGACAUAUACCCUUAAAUAUCAGGUUAUUGGAGAUAAUUUGUAUUGUCACUCCCGACAUUCACAUCCACAGGAUCAUGAAUGCAAGUGCUUCUAGUCAUAAAUCAUACUUAACCCUGCCUGACCUAUGUCUUCCCUAAUCUUAAGUACCCUUACCCCAGUGCCAAGAAAACCCAACCCUAAGUCCCCCAGCCUUAUCGAUUGGUUCUCCAUAACAUUAAAUCCUUGACCUUAAAUUCUCCUUAGCCCUAACCCUCAGCGACCAUUAAUACUAACCUCUGAUUCCAAAUCUCAAUAACCUUAAUCUCAAGUACCUCUUAAUCCUGAAGCUAAUGGUAGCAUUGAAAACAUCACCAGUGUGAAUGGAACUGCUAUGUUAUAAUGAUUAGAUAUGACACUUGUUCUUAAGGAGUAAAAUAGCCCUUGUCAUGAAGAACCAAUUCACAAAUUGGAAAGACCAUUAAAGGACCAAUCCAAAUACUUUUACACCAGAACAUCUGAGUUAGAGACAAACAUCUGCAUCCAUAACUGGCUUAUUCUGUCCUAAUAUUUGUACAUUUGUUCUUAAAUACAUAUAAUGAAAAUACUUUGUUAAUUAUUACAUAUUCCUUUCAACACAACCAGACCUAGAGUGUUGUUCUGUGCACUAGUCUCCUCUUUUUUUCCCUAACCCGCCACAAGUUCUUACAGGGACAGUACAGACCUCUAAAUCACUUUAGCUUGCUGAAAGUUUUAUGUAUGAAGAGUGUGUCCAAUUCUUUCAUUUUGCAAAUAGUGCAGAUUUCAAUAUAAAUUGACACUUUUAUAAAUUAACCUGGUUACACUCCCUGGCUUUCAAGCAAACAACUGGUCCUGUUACUUCCUGAUUUGGUUAGCUAAAUGAAGCUAAACUCAAGAGGAAGCAAUUGGCCAGAGUACCUGACUUGCACAGACUUGUCAUUGAGCUACAUUGGGAAGUCUGUGAUUGGACAGCCACAGAAAGACUGGGCAGAGUUAGAAGGGGAGGAUUUGCAAAGGCAGCAGACAAGAGAUCUGCAUAUUUUGCAAGCUGUUUUUAGAUAAAUCCCAAUGAAAAAUACAUAAUUAAAUGCAUGCAAGUUUUCCUUUGGGGCAUAUCUACUAAACGGUGAUUUUUAUUUAUUUUAUAUUUGGGCAGUGGAGUGGCCCUUUAAGGUAACUGACUUGCUUUCUUUAUCACAAACUGUUAGAAAAAUUUCCACAACCAUGAUCAGUUUUACUGAUAAUCACACCACCGUACCUCCUUUGUCAAUAUGUUAUUGUAACCUUGUUGCAACUCUUUUCUUUUGCUUAGGGUUAUAUCCUGGCGGAAAACCCCCUAAACCAGGUAGGUGCCAUAUCUAUAUUCAAAUGUGAAUUUACUUUGAUAUUCUGUUGAUUGUACCAUUUAGAUUAGAUUGCCUUUAAAAUAGUGCAUCCUAGUGGCCUUUUGACAUUACAUGUGCUUUUAAAAUGCUUUCCCAGUUAAUGUGUGCAUGUGAGCUCUCUAGAUCAGGGCUCAAAAAUUCAAAUAGAAUGCCACUAUCCAGGUGAAAAUGUUACUCACCCCUGCAAACCUCCUAUUGCAACUUGACUGUUGGAAAUGAACAGCAAAGCAGUAUAUAUAACAUUUGCUGACAGUAGGGUUUAAUUAAUAACUCACAGACCAAAUUAUAGGCCAAAAUGUGGCAAUUUACCACUAUAAUUUACAAUUCCCUACACAAUUCCUCAAGAUUCUCAGCUUAGUAAAUAAGACUAAAAUCUAUUUCUAAAAUUAUAGAUUACAAAUGAGAAAGUUUCAUAAAAUUACAAUGUUAAUUUACAGCCCUUCUUACAUAUUCACACACUGUUAUAUUCCCCAAUGGACGAUAUCAGAGAGCUUGAAGAAUGCGUUGCCUAGAUAUUAAAUUCCAGCCAGCAUAUGUAGUUCAGCCAACAGAAACACAAAUGACUUCAAAAUAACAAUAAUGCAUUAAUAUAAAACUCGCACAACACAUUUCGUAAUGUCCACAGAUUAUGGUUGUAAAAGAACUAUUUCCCAAGAGUAUUACAAUAAUAGCCUCUGGUUCUAAACCCAUCAUAGAACAUCUGGUGUUCCAUUGAUGGCAUGAGAUUCACGAAUCUUGGAGAAAUGUUUCUCUCUUAUAUUUUUUUAUAAACUAUGUUUUCUGGCUGAAUUUCUAUAUUUUAAGGUAUGUUUGAAAUGAGUCACUACUUACAAAAAGCACUAAAACUAAGUAAUGUUUAAUUCCUGAUAAUAAUGGAUUUUAUAAAGAAUUAGACAACAACAAUUAUGACUUUCUGGCAUGGUAGAAUGUAGCAGUGAAUUAGCCUACCACAUAGUUUAUUCACUAAACAGUUAACGUUGGGGAACGUACAAACUAACUAAAGAUUUAAAGCAAAGAAUAGCACAUAUGGAAACCCAUUACAAACACACUUAACAGUAUUCUUUUUGAACAAUAAUCAAUGGGUCUUCAUUAAAUAUAGACAGUUAUUAGACAGCUCCAGAAAGCUUCAUGAUAUUAUCAUUUACACAGAAACAACAUUCCUGGUAUCUUUAGAAGCAGAAAUUUUUCAGCUGCCUCAAUAGGUCAUAUCUAACUGAAACAUUAAGCGCAUUUGGCUACCGUAACCAUCUGCAUAUCUUACUCUGGUUUCCAUUUAGAUUCUUUCUUAGUCAUAAAUUAAACCAGACAAGGAUGUCCCUUGUUCCUGUUUUUAUUUGGUUUGUAUUUGAACCAUUAAGUUUAUCAGGGAAGACAUAAAUAUUCAUAGCAUUUCCUUUAGAUGACAAUAUUCCUUGAAUUUUUUUGCAGAAUGUAAACUUAAUGCAGACUAUGGAUUUAUUUUCUACUAUAAAUUAAAUGAAACUAACAAAAUAAAACUAAAAGGCAGUAGGAACCUGCAUUGCUGGUAUAGUAGCUGAUGCUGGAUUUGCAACCAAUGCAAUCGCUCUUUACUUAUUAUUAUUAUUAUUAUUAUGAUAUUUAUAGAGCGCCGUCAAAUUCCGCAGCGCUUUACAAUGGGUGGACGAACAGACAUGUAGUUGUAACCAGACAAGUUGGACACACAGGAACAGAGGGGUUGAGGGCCCUGCUCAAUGAGCUUACAUGCUAGAGGGAGUGGGGUAAAAUGAUACAAAAAUGUAAGGAUAGUAUUAGACUAAUGACAGUUGCAGAAGAGGAAUCAUUCAGGAGCUAUUAACAGUUUAAUGGAUACUUAUGUUAUGCUUAAUUAAUUCAGUACUCACCUAUCCUUUAUAGGUGUAGGUGGCCUUGGAACUGGCAGUCUAGGCGGCGGUGGUGUUGGACCUGGUGGAUAUGGACCUGGUGGAUAUGGGCCUGGUGGUGCGGGACCUGGUGGAUAUGGACCUGGUGGCUAUGGACCUGGUGGUGUAGGACCCGGUGGCUAUGGACCUGGUGGUGUAGGACCUGGUGGCUAUGGAACUGGUGGUGUAGGAGCUGGUGGAAAGCCUCCAAAACCAGGUUAGAUACAAUGAAUAUUAAAAGUCAAUAUAUAAAGCUAUAUUCAAUCAAUAAUAUAGGUUUUGUAGGUUUUAACAUUCCAUAGAUCAGUGGUCCCCAAGCCAGUCCUCAUGGACCACCAACAGUCCAGGAUUAAUGUAUUUCCCUUUUUUAUUAUAAUGGAGAUACUGACAAAACCUGGACUUUUGGUGGUCAAUAAGGACGGGUUCGGGUGUCAGUGCAAUAGACAAUUCCCCCAAGAAUGCCAUAAGGAAACACAUGUAUUAUAUGUGUCACACCCUUGUCUAUGGUUAUGUUUAUAGCAAAGCUUACCUUUCAUCUACUGUUGUUACCUAGAUAAAGUCAUGAUCGGCAAAGAAAAGUCAAUAUACAAUCUGGGUGUUAAUCUAGGGCUAAUACAUAGAAACAUAGAAUGUGACAGCAGAUAAGAACCAUUCGGCCCAUCUAGUCUGCCCAAUUUUCUAAAUACUUUCAUUACUCCCUAGUCUUAUCUUAUAGUUAGGAUAGCCUUAUGCCUAUCCCACGCAUGCUUAAACUCCUUUACUGUGUUAACCUCUACCACUUCAGCUGGAAGGCUAUUCCAUGCAUCCACUACCCAAAAUUUUGAAGGCCCCAGUUCAGAUCUCGCGACCCCUGGUUUACACGACCAGUGCUCUAACCCCUGAGCUAUGGAGCCAAUACAUUAAAUUGGUAGCAAAUUAGGGAUUUGGAAUCUAGCAUCUAUAACAAAAUCAAAGCUCAGUAACUUAGGAAACAUGUUUAUUUACAUAUAAAAGUAAUGUUUCUUUGAGUUCCAAUAGCAUAUAUAUCUUAACAGAUUGCUAGUUUUAUACAUAUGCUUACAUGGUCAUUCUAUGUUGUAUUUGAACUUACAUGGUCAUCUUUUGUCCUCCAUAUUGACUAUGCUGUAAUGAUCUUGAAAUUAAUUAAUUAAGAAACAAAUAAAAAUUAGAUAACUGUUACAAUACUGCUUUAGGUGUAGGUUGUAACAUAUAAAAUGAAAAAAAUGAAAUCAUGAAACCUGAUUAACUAUACUACAUGGCCAAUUCUAUGUUCUACGGCCUCACAGUUUAAUCACAGUAAAGAAGCACAGAAAGCACCAUAACCACUAUAUUUCCAGUGUCAUACCCUUUGUGCUAUACCCUGGUUACAUGUGAAAGAUUAUUGAGUGGUUUAACACAUAUCAAGGGUGUUUCUGGCACUCACGACACUGCCCAUCACUGUGGAAGCUACAUGUCUGCUUUCAUAACUUCAAUUCCAUCUCACUCAGCCAAUGAACAUUGUAUAAAUUUACUGUAAAAUAAUAUGACUCAAGCGAGCCUCGGUUUGUGUCAAACCAGCUGAAAAUGGUUUAACAUAUGACAGUGAGAUUGUCCAAGGGGCAUGCUGGUACCAUAACCACUACAGCAGUACAGUGGUUAUGGUGCCUAAAGUGCACCUUUACAUUUAUAAGGAGAAACAUGAUCAUAACAGCUAUUGGUUGGUGUUGAUAUUUUGAUAACCACUAGUGUAAAUAUAAUUAAAUAUAACCAAUACAACCAAUUUUAAUGCUGAGCUACCACAACCAAUUUUUUAAAGUCAUAGCUAGCAUUCAAAUAUUACUUGAUUUCAUUUUUAAAGGAUAUGGAGGUGGUGGAACUGGAGUAGGCGGUGUUGGUGGAACUGGUGUUGGUGGUGUUGGUGGAGUCGGAGGCGUUGGUGGAGUUGGUAAGUAAAAAUACAGUAUGUUUUUAUAUUUAUUUUGUCCCAAGGGUACAAAGUGCUAUUAAAUAUUCAUUAAGUAAAAUAUGUAAAAAGCAAUACUUUUAAUAUAUAUAUUAUGAUAAAUACAAUCUGUGAAAUAGUGCAGAAAUACAAAUAAAUCCUAUUUCUUCUGAACUUAUUCGAGUUUGUGCACUCAAAAGGGAAUGUAAAUUUUAGACCCAAAUAGACAAGGUGCAAAGUAACUGAGUUAGAAAAUGUAUCCAGUUGGACCAUGGUGUUUUAAAAUUUUAAUUUCCCUGGCUAAUUCUCCACAAUUCUUUUCUAUAUUGUUCUGACAUUUUCCAAAGGUCUUUAUAAUUUCAUAAUAGGGGUAUGAAAUAUGAUAUAUAUAUAUAUAUAUAUAUAUAUAUAUAUAUAUAUAAUGAAUACAAUGUUAAACAAAAAUCUGCACACCAGUCAAGCCAUAAGGCUUGCUUUUCCCACAGGAAUCACAAAUUUCAGCAGACCCUAUUUACUGAUGUAUAUAUGAGAUUCUAUAAAAUUUACCUUUUUUCACCUUUUGCAAUCCUAGUCCUUAUUAUAAAUAGUCUAGAAUAGAAAUCUAAAGUGGAAAUUGAAAUAUAAUGAGACCCAGGAUAGCAGCAUAAUGACAAUCUAGUUCCUGGACUUACAAAUGUCAGCUCUUCACUAUACCUCUCAGCUGGCUGAUGAAGUAGAGCAGAGCCUAAGGAUGAUGUGAGUUACUGAUGAAGACGUUAAGAAGCUCUGCUUAAUGCCCUACCCACACCCCAAUUGAAUACUGUAUUUUCUAAAAAUCUAAUGCACAACUUUAUUGGCAAAAUAAAGUCUCCAAAAUGUAAAUGCCGUGAGAAUCGAAGGUGCAUUAGAUUUGAGUACGACCGGAUAUGACAGACAUACAAUACAUUCGCAUCAUUAAGACAGGGAUGCGAGACUUGGUUUCUGUGUACAGAAUAGCUGUACCACACAUCUUUCUCUGUGAAUUUCGCCCCCUGGUGAAUUUAGCACUGGUCAAAGGGCAAUCCUCGCUUAUCGACCUAUAUGUUGUAUAGUAGUAUCUUCUUGUGCAAACACACAUUACAUUCAACAGAGAAAACAUUUUUCGCAUUCGAUUCAACGGCGCAUUAGAUUCGAGUAAAUACGGUAAAUUGUUGGAUGUGGCUGAGAUCCUAUAAAUGUAUCUGUCUGGGAUUAGCGGUAUAAGACUACCGGUCAUUUUCUAGGUGCCCCAGGGGGUCAACAAGUUGAAGAAGAGCCAACAAACGCCUCAGGUAUGAUGAAGAAGCUGCACAUGCAGAGACACUGUGCAGCUUCUGUGGUAUAACACCGCAUCACAGUAGUGAACUAUUCCACCGGAAAUUGUUCACACUUAACUGAUACUAACAAGCUAAUUUAGUAGUGAACCUGGUGCUUCCAUGCUUUUGUAAACUUAUGUUUUGUAAUGCAAUCUCACACAAGGCAAGCGUGAAGAUGCAUUACAGCAUAAGUAAUCAUAGUGUGUGCAGACAUUUUGUGGUACACUGCACCAAAAACACUUGUGCUUGCUCUAGUUUAGACAAACUAACAGUGAGAAUUUAAUCUUAUAAGGACUGGAUAAUAUAUUGAGAUGUUCAUCAACAUUCCAUAAGGCUGCUUUUAGUAGUUAAAACGUGCAAUUUCAAUGUUUUAACAUGUGACUGAUAGAAAAAAAGAUAAAUUAUUUCAAGGAACAAUCCAAGCACCUUAACCAUUACAGACCACCCAUUGUGAGUAGUCAAAUCAUUUUAGAAUGGAUUGACAUAUUACCUCACACACACACAGACACAUUACAACUGAAAGAGAGCAGGAAACUCUCUGUUUGAGCUAAGUCUGAGUGUACGUCUAAGCUCUCUUCCUGAGAAUAAUCUCUUAGCACUCUCAGCCAAUGAGCCAUAGUGGUUAUGGUGUUUGGAGUGUUUCUUUAAUGGUUAAGGACUAUCCCAGUCGAGUUGAGUUCUGUGGAUUUCAGACCAAAACCCACAUACAUGAUUAAUCUCCAUUAUAACACAUACAGCUGUUAAUCAGAAUCUGGCUAUGCUAUUUUUUUCUCAACAGUUUUCUAGGUUAUUGUUGUCUUGAUUAUAUUAAAACAGUAUUCCAGUUACAUUUAGAGAGGGGUUAAGCAAAUGGGCCUUAUUAACAUUCUAACUGAGCCUUCCGUGCAUGAGAGAGAGUGUUUGUGUGUGUAUGUGUAUCUGAGAGAGAGUGUUUGUGUGUGUAUGUGUAUCUGAGAAAGAGUGUUUGUGUGUGUAUGUGUAUCUGAGAGAGAGUGUUUGUGUGUGUAUGUGUAUCUGAGAGAGAGAGUGUUUGUGUGUGUAUGUGUAUCUGAGAAGAGAGUGUUUGUGUGUGUAUGUGUAUCUGAGAGAGAGUGUUUGUGUGUGUAUGUGUAUCUGAGAGAGAUUUUAAAUAGCAGCUGUCAAUUCACUUUUUACUGUGAACUCUAAAAUGACAUGAUGAGUUAGCAAUUUGUAAUCAAUCAUUUACAUUUUCUAAUAUCUGGAUGACCAUAUAAAUAGCAGUAUUCCUUUAGCAAGGCCAAGCUUGCUAAAGCCGAAUGUUGAAUCUUCUGCAUUAAGUGUUUACAGCCCUAUAAAUGUAGCUGUACGAGUGCUCAAUGUAAACAUCCUUAAAACAUUAACAAACUUCCAAGAAUAAAUGCCAUUCGUGAAUGGGUAGUAAAUGGUGGUCAGUACUAAGGGAUAAUUCAUUUCUGUUCAGCAAUAAUGACAUCCACAUGCGUCUGUUGUACAUCUAGUUUCUACAUAUAUCUGACCCCUCCUGCUUUACUAUAAAGUUAAAAAAAAAAAAAAUGUUUAUCAAUGCGCUCGCUCUAACCUACAAAAAUACACUUAACGGGGGCGGAGCCAAGCAACAGAACGGAGCGGUCGCACCUAAGCCGAGCUCUGCAAUACUAGGCCUCUUUUUUGGUGCUAUAAACAAAUUACCCCAAACAAAUCGGUGCCAACUGGGCACUAAACCAGCAGACACCGUAAUGGGCCGAAAAACAAAAAAACAGAAGGCGGACAAGCCUAGAAUGGGCAUGAACAUUGGGGACCUGUGGCGGCAAGCACAUGAGACCUCACAACCUAAGAUGGCGUCCUACCUCGAAGAAAGCUCAGACUUCUCGGACGACCAAACUCCGGAGAUGGCGGAGUUCCUCAUACCAGCACCACAGGUGCCAAGACAGACGCCAGCACCAACAUCGCCAAAGAGGGACUCGCAGCCUGUGACCAAGGCUGAUAUGCAAGACCUUCUAGCAGACCUCCGGCGGGACAUCCACGCGGAUGUUACAGCACUCCGCAACGACCUCAAAGGCCUGACAGGCCGCAUGGGGGCCCUGGAGACUGAAUCCCGCAGCACCAAACGAGAGGUUAUGCACCUGCAACAAGAAAUGCAGACCCUCAGAAAUCAACAGACCACCCUUGAACAGAAACUCACAAUAAUGGAAGACUCCAGACGCCUCAAAAAUCUCAAGGUUAGAGAGGUGGCGGAGGCAAUCCCUGACGCCGAAUUACCGCACUUUAUUAGACGCCUCCUGGGCACGAUCCUGCCUCCCAGACAGGCGAAAGCGAUAAUGAUAGAAAGCACGUUCCGGAUCCCCAGACCCGCCAAAGCCCCGGCCACUGCUCCCAGGGACCUGAUUGUGCGUUUCCAGGCCAGGCAGGACAAGGCUGCAGUGAUGGGCGCCCUCCGGGGACAAUCCCCAUAUAACUUUGAGAACUCUUCGCUUACCUUCUUUGCCGACCUCACAGGGAGCACACUAGCAUGGCGAAAGUCCCUGCAGCCCUUCACGACACUGCUCCGGACGCACAACAUCCCCUACAGAUGGAAGACAACACACACGCUGGCAAUCUCCCACGGCGGAACCAUUUACCCAGUUCACGAUUUGGAAGGAGCAACAGCGAUCCUGGAGAGCCUGGGCCUGCCACCGAACUCAUUAACCAACACCUCAAAAGCAACGGUGACCACAUCGCAAGGCUGGGACCCGGCGAACACGGCCCCCUUCAUACCCAGGAGGCCACCUGCGGACAUCCAUGCAGAAGCCACGACCUGAUCUCUCCCAGUCAGCCACACCACAUGCUGGCAGAUAAGACUUUGCGCAUAGAGGACUAACAUCUAUAAUCUUGCUUUCUAAUUAAGCUUCACUGCUUUAACCAUGCCCUGUACUGCUCUUCCCUUAGCUCUGCUAUAUUUGCAGUGUCCGUUUUUAUAUCCACUAGGGCCCCGCACAAGUUCCCGGUGAACGGUAACAUAACCAGGGGGUACGGGCCAUAUACGUCCCCCCUUUCCCCCCAAUAAGCUCCCCAGCCACCGCGCCAACACCAUUAGAAGCUACUUGGAUCCCCCCCACUCAACCCGGAUCACAUAGGCCACCCUGACAACCCCGCAUAAACCUCCCCAGGGCCUUAUCUGGAGACUUUCCAUACCACAAAGUCUUACAUAUAUAGCACUCAUGACUCCUACAUAAGAUAGUGCGCCCAGUAUGGCGUACAUGCCCUUACUAUACAGACAAGGGGUAAACUUUGACUAUAUGCCGCCGUUGUGGCACAGUGAGAGGGCUCAUGACUAGCAUUUACCCCUCUAAUCUGUGGCAUAGCGAUUUGUCAUAUCCUUUUAAAGUGCUGUGCUCCUAGACAGCCUGCUACUGGCCACCUCCAUGCCAACUAGUUUAUGUGGCUGACGACCUGCUACUUGUAUUAUGUAUUCUCUUAUGAGCAUAUCUAGCCUAACAUAGCCAUUACCAACGAUAAUCUAUUAAGGUCUCAUAACUCAUUCACUACAUGCCUUGGUACGCUUAUUACUUAUUACAAUUUACUGAAGUAUCAUAAAUUGAUAACCUCAUGUUCCAGCAUAUUGUUACUCGCUACGGAUGUCAUAUAGCUUGUUAAUCUCACAUUAUAUAUAUAAAACUGUGCUGUCUGAUCUGCCACAAUUUGAAAUGCUAAUGCUAUGCCUGCACCGGCUGUUGUGGCCCUGCACGUUUAUUGUUAUUCCAAGCACAAAUAAAAUAAAGAAUUAAAAAAAAAAAAAAAAUGAGAUUGUAAAAAAUAAUGCAGAAUAUAAAAUAAUAAAAAAUGUGUUAAAUUGGUGUGUAGACUGUGUCUUUAAAAAUUAAAAUGCAGCAGAUGUAUGCGGUGUUAAUAUCCUUAAAUCUGCUAAAUGCAGGAUAUGUUGCACUCAGAACUAAAAUAGAACAUAAGAAUGAGGUAAUAAAAAAUAGUAAAAAAGAUGGAAUAUCAAAAUUAGUGCAAAAAAAAAAAAAUAAAAAAAAAAAAAAAAUACACUUAACUCCCUGUUAUCUUUGGAAAGUUAAAUAACAUUGGAAAUUGACAAAAUCAAAGCCACUAUUACAAACCUUUGCAGUUCUUGUUAUUGUAUCUUAAUGUCAAUCAGAAAACACGUUUCCCCAUGAAAGCUGACCAUUGUACAUUGAGCUGUAACCAUUUUAACUUCUUGACAAGUGACGCGAUUACUUAACCGGGUAUUAUGCUCAAUUGUUUAGAAUUUUCAAAUAUAUUUUUGCUCUAUUACACAACCAUUAAAUAAUCCCAAGAUUCUUAAACUUUAAUCUGAUAAACUUUACUAAAACAACCGGAUGCAAAAAAAGAAAAUUAAAAUGUCUGUUUAUUCAGUACAAUAGAAAAAAAACACUGGAAAUAGUUACUCAUUAGUUCACGUUGACAUCAGCCUUUACCAUUGUGGUCUGUUUUUGUUGGCCUCGGAUUGCUUCCUGGCUUUUAGCAAGCAUUUAUUUGAGCACAUUACUUUAAACCUGCUGCGACUAUUGGGUGAGAGCAGAUCAUUAGACUUGUGAAGAUUAUUAGUACAUGCUGAUAACGAAUUCCACAUUACACCCUGUGGAUGGAAUUCAAAGGGCAAUUCGACAACAUCAUUAAAAUCCCUUCCAAGAACACUACAAUGACAAGAAGUUAAUUUGGAAACUUUAGAUGGGCUUUAGUCUUGCCAAAUUUGACAUUGUCUUGUUGUAAUGUGUUCUUAACUGUAUUACUUGUUGCGUUAUCUAAAUGGCUCACUAAUGCAUUGAUAGAUAGAGGUCCCUUAUUGCCAAAUGCAUGUGCACCAAAAAAUAUGACAUUGUUAGGUUGUUGGGAGUGGCAUGUGUUCGUGGACCGCUCCACAAACAUCCACUUGCUUCCAAUGUUUUGUUAUAAACAGAAGUAAUGUUCAGGUAAGUAUCUCCUUCAAUCUAUACAUUUGCUACAUAUUUCACCAGCACAGUGCAUAGACAGAAGUUGCAUAUAUACCUGACGGGAGCUUGUGAGACACAUAAUUCAAAGGAGCACUCCAAGCACCAUGACCACUUAAGCCCACUGUAGUUUAUACGGUGCCAGGAGUGCUCUUGAUUGCUUCCAGGGUAAGGAGACAAUCUGUUCAUGAAUAGUUUGACAACUUACCUGGGGUGCAUUGGGGGUGGUCUCAGCCAAUGUGCUAAGCCCUACCCUGCUAGGCUAGCUCAAAGCAUAGAGCUUUCGGCAGCCAAGGAGAAGGUAUCCGAUGCAUUGACAGACUUCGGGUAAGUUCGCAAAUGGUAUGACUACUUACCCUCAGGACAUUCCUGGGACCAUAACCUCUAUAGAAGGCUGAAGUCAUUAUAGUGGUUCCUUAAAAAAAAAUGAUAGAGUCCUUUUAAUGCCCACUCAAUAUUCAUAAAGAUCGUAGCAUAUGUUCUCGAUUAAUAUUUACUCUUCUUCUGGAAGAUACAGCAAUGAAAGAGAUAUAAAUUUAUUUAGUUAUAUUAAAAUGUCUACAUAUGAAUUGGAGCAUUUUGUAGAAGGUUGCCUCCAAAAUGUAUAUGUGUUAUUACAAAGUAUGUCGCUAUAAAUUGAAAAGGUCACCCCACCUCUGAAGAAUCACGUCUAGUCAGAUCUGCCUUGGCAGAAUGUAUGGGAAGAAACCUAACACCAGGUGCUGUUCACAUUAUUAUCAUGUGCUUCUAUUAUGUAAAGUACAGAUGUUCUAUUUAAUAGAGAUCCCCCUACAGCUGUGGUAAUACUACUGAUGCAGUGUAACUGGCUGCAGACACAACCGUCACAAACAUUUGUUUCAUUUCAGCCUUACCAAUACCAUCGUUACCUUAGAAAACACAAGACCAAUAAAUGUAGCUGCUAAAACAUGUCAAAAAAGCAGAUGAUACUGGCUUUGAAUUGUGUGCCAGCUUUCAACAUGCAGUACAGCUGUAACUGGAAAACGUGCGAUGCACAUCGUGAUGUCCUGCUGACUUAAAUAUUGGUUCCAUUCCUCCUCGAAUGAUAUCAUCCCCAUGAAAAUCAAAGUACAUAUUGCACUUUAACAUAUCCCAGUAAUUCUCCCUCCUAUUUAAUUUAUAUCCACUUCAAAAAUUUUUUUAAUAUGUAUUAAAAAAGUCCCAAAUUUCCCCAUUUUACUCCAUAAAACUUGUGCAUCCUGUAUCUCUUGUUAUCUAUCUUAUAUAUGCGACAGUCACACAAAGAGUUACCCGUGAGAAUAAAAAAAAGGUUUGACUUUGUUCUCUUGUUUAUAUUCCAUUGAGACAUCUUUUUCGAUAGCAUUCUAGUGUAAAGGCAUGAUAUAAUUUCAUAUGGAUUAUGCUCAGCAUUAGAAUGAGUGUCGUUAUUUAUAUGUUAAACUAGAUAUCUAGGUCCUGGAGACUUUACAGUGGCUCUACAGAUUGUUGAUUUUUUUUUCUAUAUCUGCCAGUGGAGAUACAUGUACAGAUGUGUUUAAUAAAAGAGUCUAAUAUUUGUACCUUCAUCUUUCCACCACAAGGAGGCAUAGGAGUUCCACAGGGAGCUGGAGGCAAGCCAGGAAAAGUACCAGGUAGGUAUACGUAGAUAAAAGCUAAUUAUCCUCUAUUUUAUUCAUUGAUACACUGUAUUAUAAAUAUGUUCUAUCAUAGAAUCAAAGAAUCAUAACACAUUAUUUAACAUUGUCUCUGUUGUCCCUUAUGUUGUGUAUUUCUAGCCAAUUAAUUUUUUAAUUAAUCUAUUUACCAGGCACAUACCCAGGAGGAACAGGUUAUGGCACAGGUCAGUGAUCAUUCCCCCACUUCACCUGUACUCAAUAUUGCUCUACAUUAGAGGGUCAACUGGGACUUUCCAAACUGCUGAUUAACUACUUUCCAUCCAGUUAUGAGAGUCCUGAGAGUUGUAGUUCAUUGACAUCUGCAGGACUGCAAGUUUCCCUUCGUCUAGAUGAGGAUUCAAAAUUCCAUUUAAGACAGAAACCAGAAUGUGGCAGUUUAAUGUUCCUCUGACAUGCAAUGCAAAUAAUUACUCAGGAUCCACUGUUUAUUUUUAAAAAAAAUAUUCUGGUAAAUACCAGACGAAGAAACACAUUUGUGUCUGCUAUGCUUCACCAUUUAUAGCUAUCUGUCAUUAGUCAUGAAUACUUAAUGUGCUUCUCCCUGCUUGGUAUAUUCUUUCAAACACCUGAUUUUCAUUAUGAGAUCCCUUCCCCGCAUAUUUGCCCCAUUUAUAUUAUAAGGCAAUCAUUUACAUAUGUGCCUUCUGCAUUUUUUUACAGGUGGAGGCCCAGGCUUGUACCCUGGAGGAGUACCAGGUUAGUGCCUUCAUGACUAGUCUGCAUUUGUGAACAUGAGAUUAUAUGAUUUGAUGAGGGUGGCUACAAAAAGUCAUUUUUGGGUGCAGUCAGAGAACAUAGUUAAGCCACUGAUAACUAUAACAAAAUAUGAAAAUCAUAAAGGGACAAAGGAUAAUAUUCUCUUGAGGGCAAAGGAAACGGGUAAAUUCUCAUUAAAGAUAGCCCUGGACUACCAGGAGGGUACACACUUUGUGUAUGACAUAUUUUUCAGAAUUCCAGAAGUCAGCAAAGAAACCUACAAUGUGAGUCUUACGGCAGAUCGUAGCAUAAUAAUUGUACAGUAAUCUUAUUUAUAAUUGUAAUAUAAUGCAUUUUAAUUGGGAUUUAUUGCAUUAUUUACCACCAGUAAACAUAUAUUUUAAAAAUUAAAACCUUCAAUUUAAAAGUUUUGUUUGUUUUUUUAAUUCAUUAGUAAACUCUAAUUACAUUAUGAUAAUAUACCUCAUACACCUGACUGUCUGGCCAGUUUCACCUGGAAUAUUAUAUUGGUCAAGGAUGGGGCAGGUAAACGAAACCUGGCCAAUAAGAAUUCCUUUUAGCUUGCAGAUGAAAUAAUUAGUUUGUACAGGAAGAUAUACCAGAAAUCUUGCCAUGCAGGAAACAUAUGGUGCCAAGAUCUGUCUGAAACUACAUCUAAAGUACAUAACAAACGUCAGAAUUAUGGUAUGGUUAUUAUGGAAAGGUUAUCGAUUGUAUGUGGAACACAGCAUAUUAUGGAAAGGUUAUCGAUUGGAUGUGGAACACAGCAUAUUAUGGAAAGGUUAUCGAUUAGAUGUGGCGUCAUGACCACAUUGCAGAUUAUAUUAUGGUUGUAAAGGUAAAAAUAGGCAGAGGUUAAUUAACAAACACCUUGUAAAACUGUAACCCAAAAUACCUUCUGUUCUAGUCUAAACUGUGUAACUCAUUGCCGACCUGUUUGACAUAACGUGACUGUUGCAGUCAAACGGGUCAGUAAGUUCUCCAGUAUUUGUAUCAAUAUGUAAUGUAUCUAUGAUGGCACUAUGUGAAGUUUGCACAUUCUGACUGAUGAUGUUGGAUGUUAAGCGCCUUUGUCUAAAGAUGUAUAAUUUCCCUCCGUGGUAGGUGCUGGGGGUGUUAUCCCAGGAGUCAGUACAGGUAAUUUAUUAGUUAGUGUGUUGGAUUUGUGUGACAGUUCGUUCUCUCAGCCAAUGCCUGACUAGUAAAGGUUGACGUGUUAUCGUUGCUCUCAGGGAUUGUGGUUCCACAAACCGGUGGUCAGCCAGGAGCGGGCGGAAAACCAGGAAAAUUGCCAGGUGUGGGAAUAUCACAGUGAGCUAUGGAUACGUGUUCAGUAUGGCUUCUCUGUGCUGUGUGUCACAAUAAGUCUUUAAUGACUAAGCUUUGGCACUCUCUGGCUAAUGAUAUGAAUAUAUAACAGACUUUGUUAUAUGUACAUGUACACUACACACAAUAGCAAUAUGACUUAAUUGUGGACAGUGAAAUUACACCAGAAUAAUGUUAACUUGUGAUGUAAUCAGUCAACAUUUUCUUAAUUAUCAUCACAUCACAAACAAAGUCAAUAAGAAAGGCAAAUUUUAUAUAUAUGGCACCUUACAUUUAGUGCAUAUACACAAGGGACAUCCAAAUUCACCUUAAUUUAUCAAUAUAGAGGAACAUACAAUACCUACAUAGACACACGUGUAUAUAUAUUAAUACAGGAAUAUACACAAAUAUAGAAUUGAACUAGAACUGGAGUGAUGGUCUUUCUUCUAAUUGUUCAGUAACUGCAUGAAUGAAACACACAUUAGACCCCUGCCAUUAAUUCAGUGAUGGCCAUCGAACGCUGCAUGCAAAUUGUUCAGUUUAUGGAAAUCGGAACCUUGCUAUGCUGACAUAUAAAUGCAUGCCAUUUCAACCCACCAAUGUAUUUCCACCCUGCGUCAUCAACUCCGUAAACUCCACGGUGCAAUAAAAAAAAAGCCAAUGCAAAAUCCACCCAUCAGAAAUGUAGGCAACUAAGAAUAAAUCUGUUCUCAGCACCACGAAGCUUUAGGCACGUGGAAAUGUGACUCAUUAGAGAUGUGGGCAAGGCAAUAGCUAAUAAAACAUUAGCUAUCGUUUUGUUUUUUUACUAAAAUUUUCUCUAGCAUUAUUUUUCAUUUCCAAUGCACGCUUAGAUAUCCGGGCACAGCAUUCACAUUUAAUUAACCCUUGCAGCUCUGUAUGUGCUGCCCUAUAUGAGGGACAUCAGGGGUGACAUGGAAGUGCCAUGGACGUAAGUAUGUUUUUUAUGCUUACCUCCACAGCAUUAUUCAUCUUAUUAAACACUUUGAUAGCAUUUUGUGGGGUGAAGGAAAAAGAACUGUAAGUGACAGAACCACUUUAAUCCCUAUUUGGAACUACUUUUAUAUUUCAGUAACCGCGAAUAAAGUGCGAGAAAGCAGUCAUUACAUUCACCAGACUGUAUAAAACAUAAUAAAUUAAUAUUUGAUGAAUAGUCCAUCACAAACAUGCCUUAACUUCUUAUACAAUGUCAAGUUUCUUACUAUUCGUGAAACUUGAAAAACACCAAAACGUUCUGAAAAUUAAACUUGUUAUUUAUUGCCUUCACAUAUGAAUCCCAUUUGAAACCCGACGCCAGAAUCUAACAAUACAUGUAUCAGGGGAAGAUUCAUUCUAAGGUUAAUUCUGAAGGUCAUAGGGGCUGGCUCUUUCCUAGUUCACAUUUGAGAUCAACUGCCAGAACAAUAACAUUUGUCCCUAGGGAAUAAGUAGUGGCAGCUCUAAUAUUUUUGACCUCUGUAUGUCUUGCGCUCUGCUACAUUUAACAUGCAAUCAUAAGAAAAUGAAUAGUCUUAGCAAACUAAUUAUCUGUUAAAUGCAAUCAUGACCAUUAGGGUAUUGGGUAAAUAGUCUCAAUACAGUUGGAUAAAGCUGGAUAGUAUAUCAAAUUCCAUAUUUCUAUGAUUAUAGAAUUAUCUGAAUGCUCCACUUGUAUCCUAAGAGAGAGCGCAAAUCUACCAUGCCUGGCGCAUGGGAAAAUUAUCCAGUUUCUUAAUUAACAGCAAAAGAAUGCAACCAUAAUAACCUUUUUUAAAAAUCACAAGAAUCAAUGUUUAACCUUAAAGGAACACUAUAGAUAAACCUAUUUCCCUAACGCUAUAGUGUCCCAGUCUCUAUCUAGAGCAGGCAAAGGCAACCUUUGGCACUCCACAUGUUUUGGACUACACCUCCCAUGAUGCUUUGUCAGCAUUAUGGGUGUAAGAGCAUUAUGGGGGGUGUAGUCCACAACAUCUGGAGUGAGGAAGGUUGCCUUUGCCUGCUCUAGAUAGAGACAGGGAAAUCACCAAUUUAACUAGUCUCAUUUGGUUCCUUUGAAGGAGCAGCAUUGCCUCCUAUUGGCUGUAGUAGGCUGCUUUGCAAGUUUGGGAAUUAAAAUAUAAAAGCCACGUCCAACCUUAAUCAUAGCCCAGUUUAUAACUAUAAUUUUUAUUUGAAUUGAUUUUGUUUAGUCAAAAAAAUCACAUCAUGUGCUUCUUUCCACUCCUUCUAAAAGGCUGAAAUCCCCAAAAUGUACCAAAUGCUAAAAACAGUAUGUCUAUUCACUCAUGUUGUCUGCAGUCAAAGUCUAUUACUGCUGACUAUGUAUGUAAUGAUAAACCUGAAAUAAAAAUAUAGUGUCCUAUAACAUCCAUGCUUAGUAGACAUCACAUGCUGUGCAUCGAACCCUACGUCUCUUAAUUAUACACUAAAUCGCAGUAACAAGCCUGUAAAAAGCCUGCAUAUUGUUUAAACAUAUGAUCCUGCAGCCUUCUAAUGAUAGCUAUCUAGAACCAAGGCUUAUUUGAUCAAUUUUCACCCAUCCCCUACGAGAACUGGCCACUAACAUCAACCACGCUAUGAUCUACCCCAUAAAUCAUGGGGGGAGAGGGGAUUUCAGUGAGAAAACUUUCAUGGAGAAAAAAAAGAGGAAAAAUAUUUUCCUCUUUCUGUCAACUUCCUUUCAUUGAAUGCCCUCCUCUUCACCAGUGCCACAUUCUCCCAGGAUCUCCAAACAGAACUCUGCCACUUUAGCAGAUAAGUGAGUUCCUUCAACCUGCCCGAUCACUUCAUAACUUGUCUUCCUGUAGUUUAUUAACCCACUGAAAUGCACACUGCUUACUGACCAAUAGGAGCACAUCUUUCCUGCAAGAGACAUUGGCACUUGCUCAUGUUCGGGAAACUAAAAUUGAUACAUAGCAUAUCCCAAAGUUACCUACAUUAAGCUGUCUAUCUUUGUCUUAACAAAACCCAGUUGUCCAUCUUCUAAUUGGCCUGCACAUACCUGAAUUGCAACUGCGCUGAGAAAAACAUUAUAUUAUAUAAAUAUUGGCUGACUUGCACUCAUGUAGAACAAUAAUGCACACAUUAACACAGUUUUUAUCCAAAUACAUUAUAUCAUAUUAGGUCAGAGAUUCCAAUAUCACUGUCCGUUACCCCAAAUACCUCAUCAUGUUCCUGUUCUGUUCUCCAAAAUUCCACAUGUUCCCGUCAUGUACUCUCAAAUACCCCGUCCCUGUCAUGUACUCUGAAAUGCCAUCAUGUUCCUGUUAUGUACUCUGAAAUACUACCGUGUUUCUGUCACGUAUGCUAAAAUACCACGUGUUCCUGUUCUGUGUUCUAAAACACCAUGUUUUUCUUCUGUACUUGAAAACGCCACCUUGUUCUGUACUCUGAAAUGUCAUCGUGUUCCUGCUCUGUACUGUGAAAUACCACAUGUUACUGUAAUGUUCAAGUCCCACUAUGUUGCUUUUCUGUAUGUAUGUCAGUGUGAUAUCUGUAUGUACUGUGACAAUGAAACUGAAACUGUGAAACUGUGUGUUUUCCCUGUAAUUUUAAUGUAACAAAAACCCUUCUCUCCCCUUUCUGUGAUAGCUGCUGGAAUUCCCGGAGUCUAUCCCGGAGCAGUGUUACCUGGUACAGGUGUGUUUUGUUAGAUAUAUUGUAUGUUAUACUAAAUUCUUAGAGGAAUCAGAAGUGUUCUAGAUAUUAGGCUUGUAGGUAUUAUUCUAAAUAACGUGCCACUGUUCUUGCAGGCACUCGAUACCCAGGAGUUGGUGUGCUUCCUGGAGUGCCAACUGGGACUGGAGUUAAACAGAAGGCACAAGGUCAGAGUUUGUGGCUAGAUUGUGGUUCUCCUUCUGUUAGUAGAUGACUGGGGCACACUUAAGAGGUGUUAUAGUUUAAAAAUUGCUGGAGCACCAAAGUGGAACCCUGCUGUUACAGAUAUUGGCUCCUUCACAUUUCCUUUGUCUCCUCUGUAUUAUUAACACACACUUCCCUCUCUUGAUGCCCAACAGCCCACUGUUUUUAUGCCAGAAAUAUACACAUUCACAAACACUGACAAAUGGCCUGCUCAAAGUUUCUGCUGUCAAAAUGCAACCACAUUCAUAAGAAGCCAUUAUCAAUAACAAGGUUAAUAAGUAUAAAAACAUAUUUUUUCCUUGGAGAGACCUUAGCUUGCCUGAACUGGCAUAUGGGUCUUGCUAAGAUGUAAAUUUAAACAGUGAAACGUUUAAAAGGCUCUACAUGCAGCUGGUGAAUGUUUCCUAUAAAAUGUCCUCAUAAAGUGUCAAACUGAUGAUGGGGACAUUUAACAAGGAACAAUGGUUCAUGGCAAUCUGACUAUUCAUUGUCAGUUUUUAAGAGCAGCUAAUAAUUUAAUUUAUUUAGACAGGGUGUCAUUAUUAGAGCAUAGUAGGGUCUCAGACUAAAUCACCUACUUACCUAUCUAAUGUAUAAAGUUCAGGUCUAUGUAUUAGUUGAGUGUAUGCAUUUAUAAUAUCAAAAUUUAAGGAAACGUAGCUUACAGAUAUUUUAAAUGUGUCAACAUUGGCCAUUACUGCCCAAGAGCAACAUUGGAGCUUAUUGGUGGACUUUUUGGAAUCCUCAGGUUAGAUCUUCCAUGGCCUCUGAAACUUAAAAAAAUACUUAAAACCAGACAGCACCCAUAAACAAUACUAGUCCAUUCAUCAGCCUUUCUACAAAUAUCUUAACAGUUUAUUUGCGUCCAUGUUGUCUACAUGAUCCUUGCAACAGCUUUUCACUAAUUCACUGCACAGAGGCAAGUUGUAUUUUCUUGUAAUUAGUUGAGUAUUAUUCCUAAGCAUGCACCAUGCAUCAGCCAUUACAGUCCCACAAUGUCCCAUCACUGUUCACUUUUACACAAUUAUUCCUACUUAUAUAACUAGAUAAUAAGUUAACAAUUCCUGCUUUGUUACAAUGUAUAACGUACUCUGUGACUUUAAUAUAUGACCCUUGAUCUAGCAACAAGGGUCCUAUAUAUGAACUGUAAAACAAAUAUUGUCAUAUAUGGAUUAUAUAUCCAACACUCCUAUGUUCCAUGAUGACUGAGGAUGUAUUGAUUUUACAUAUUGUGUUUGUAACCUUUAAGAAAAGGGCACUUGCCUAAAAAUACACUUGUUAAUGGCUGCUGGGGGAAGCCAAUGAAUGUGGCUUAUCGGUGUGACAAUUAACCAGAUUCCUUCCAAAUUUGCCAGUAUCCAAUAUUGUUUGUAUUGACAUGAUGCCUUCAACACAAACCUUACAAAAAAUAACAAAACAACCUUACGUAUUUACUAAUAUUUAAAGGGGUGUUCACAGUCUUUCUAUGUAAAUGGGCACUCUCUAAAUAAAUGUAUAAUAAGAAUCAAUCAAACCUGCUUCUGUGAUAGGUGGAUAUACAAAAGAGUUUAAGCCUGUUACAUGACUCAAAACAGAUCGUCCCUUUAAAAAAAAUGUACAAAUAGAGUCCCAUGUCAUAACCUUGUGUUAAUCAGUCCAAAUUUGAAACCUGACCUUUGGCCUUUUUUUUCUUUUUCUUUUUUUAGGCGGGGGAGCAUAUGCUGGAAUUCCAGGUUAGUAAAUGUCUACCAACAGUGAACAAAAUUAAGUUUACACUGAAAAAAAAAAAAAUUACAAAAAAUAAUCACACUACAGUGAACUCUAAAUUCAUACUGUAUUUACUGCAUCAUGCAUAAAUACAAUAUUAAUUGCAAUAUUUCUACUGAGUACUAAAUUGAGAGAUUCUGUGGAUAGACACCAAUAUGCCUGUCGAUUUCACAAAUUUCCCAUGUGAUUACCCCACUUUUAGUACUUUAGACUAUAUUUGGAAUAUAAAACAUUGGUAAAUGUCUUCCCAGUGGCUCCUAAAUGUUCUGUGGGUUCUGCACAUACCUUGGUGACCCAGUCUAAGAAAGCUUGUAUCCAUCUCUCCCACUGCUCCCUUGCUGUUCACGUUGCAGUAAAAAAAUGCACUCAAUAUACGUUUGCAUCUCGCAUUUCUGUGUAUUAUCCUGUUGAGCGCUGCAAUGGAGCAGGGUGGAAAGGUCUCCUAUUAGCAAUCACUGGAUCCCGAAGGACUGUCUGGGACCCCCCACUACACUCUGCACACCUACUGUGUGUGCUCAAACACAAGAACAUUAUUUAACGAAAUAUGUGUUGGCAUAUGCAGCUGCCAGUAAUUUUAUAGAUCCUUUGUUUUUUCCAUAAUUUCCACCUUGUUUUCUGCUCAUCUUUAGGUUGCAAAUUCAGUCUGAAAUCCUGGAAUCACAUGAGCCUGAUUAAUCUAGUAAAAUAUGUUGGCUCAUUGCGUUACAUAUGUAAAAUCUAUGAUACCUUACUGUGAGGGCCAUGUGCAAGAUGUAUCAUUGCCUACCCUAUAACAACUCCUCUCUGUACAGACUAGUCAUGUCCCCCCCACUGCACGCUGAGAUAAAAUAAAGUCCUUUGAGCAUGUACUUCGUAGCUGACAAUCUUUGGCAGGCAUUUCUAUUCUUCAGGGGCUCUUAAACGAGGAAGCAAAUGUCAAAACCACACUGUAUUUUCCUUUACACUACCCUGUCUUCACCCGAGAGCCAAUAAAGAUAACGCUAUGGGGGAGAGCUGGGCCUGUGCUGGGCGGAUUCGAGUUAAACUCUGAGAUAUCAGGGAAAAGGGUGCAGUCAAAGGAAGUUCUACAUCACUCCCAUGUCUCAGCUCCUCAGUUCACAAAGUUAAUUCACUUUUCAGAUCAUUAUUUUAUCUUAAAAGAAAAUAUUGUAACAUUCCAAGCCUUUAACUGCCUAUUCAUUUCUUAUUUCUCUGACGCUGGGAUGAAUAAAGAAUAUCCUUCAACUGGUCAAUUUAGUUAUCAUAAAAUGCAGCAUGCGGGAUAAUGAGAGACCUGACUCAGCUUAAGAUAAAUUAUGAGAGUUAUGGUAGGUUAUGACGUACUAACAGCCUGUGAUAGGUAAUGAGAUACAGACUCAGCCUAUUGUAAAUUAUGAGAUACUGACUUAGCCUAUGAUAGGUAAUGAGAGUACUGACUGAGUCUGUUAUAGGUACUGAGAGUAAUGACUCAACCUAUGAUAAGUUACGAAAUAUUACAGUCUGUGAGAGGUAAUGAAAGUACUGCUUUGACUUUUGAUAUGUAAUGAGAGUAGUGCCUUCGACCCAUGAUAGAGUAUGUGAAUACUGACUCUAUGAAAGGUAAUGAUAAAAGUACUGUCUUGCUUUAUGGCAGGUAAUGAGUGUACAGCACAAUUCUACAGAUGAUCAGAAUAAACUCUCUGACCACUGCAGUUUAUGAAAGUACAGCCUUGGCAUAUGAGAGCCAAUGAAAGUACUGUCUCAAUACAAUGGAAUCGUUACUUGGCUUUAAAUAAACGCUCUGGCCUCCCUUUGGCAGUGAUAGUGUUUAACCGGCCUUUUUUAGGCAAUAUUUGCAUGGGAAGUAUAAAGAGGUUAGUGUAUAGCCUAGUCUAUGUACUUUGCAAUAACCAUACUUUAACCUUAGAUUAGGCAAAUCAUAGCACAGUCCCUGAUUGAUAACAGUAAUUACUCUGCCUACCUGCAUUUGGCAGUGAGACUAGCUACAGGCAGCAUUAAACAUUGAAAGAACCUUCAAUGGCUGUUUAACAUGCUUGUUGAUAAUAUUAUUACAUCAAUCAACUUUAAACAGGAGUAACAGUGUAUUUGUAGGAAUUGAACAACAAUCUAUAUAUACAUUGUCCCAGAAGAAAUACAAAUGAAUAUCCUAAUCUAAUGUGAAAAGCUACAACCCCAUAUAAAAUUCUCAUUCUGCCUGGGAUGCAAAGGACCUGUUUGGUAGAGAGUCUGCCGACCAGAUGGGGCCUUUUUAAUAACCUACAUGAACAAUGACAAAGCUGAGCAUUCAAUUUAGAAGGCUAUCACUUGAUGACUUUGAAGUUGUUGGAUCUCUCCAGCAAAGGUUAAUUUUUCAAGAAUCAAAAUUUCAAAAUACCAGAUCCUUGUUUUAUUGCUGUGAAUGAAGUUACUAUCCUAAUGUGCUCAGCCCUGAUACAUUACAUCUAUCUAACUAAAAAGAGGUUGUACAGUAAAUAUGUCUAGUAAUCUUAUAUGUUCUUUUGUCUUUGUGUUUCUCUGCAGGAUUUGGUGCGUAUGGGGGACAGCAGCCCGGUGUUCCUUUAGGAUAUCCUAUCAAAUCUCCUAAACUUCCAGGUAGGUACAUUGGGCUGACUAGUUAUCGUAUCUGAUGUAACCAAAAAACGCAAAGCUUGUUAAUUUUUUGUUGGUUCUUUCACUUAUUUUACAUCACUUUUGUUCAACCACUGCUGAACAAGAAUACAACCAUUAAACAUUUCAUUGUAAACACAAAAUAAAACACAAAUAUUUCUUAGAAAUACUGAAAUAUUUUGUCACAUACUGCCUAUGUGUUACUCAUACUGUAUCACUGUACAAGACUGACAGACAGAUCUCGAAUGGAUAUAUUAAACAAUGUGUGCACUCUGUCUAGUAAACUCGAUAUAGUAACUUGUUUGUGUCCUACAUAUUUUUUUUUAUUUUUUUUAAAGCUAUUAAGGCCCAGGAUCUCCAUUUGGCUUUUCUAAACUUAAAUAAAUAUUGCAUUAUUUAAAUUACUGCUAUUUUCAUACAGCACACAUUAACUGUCCAUAUUCCAGAAAUAACAAUAUGCGAUUUUUAUGGGUACAUCAGGUUCCUAAAUUACUUGUUAUCAUUAUAAGAUAUGCUUCCCUCCAAACUGGAAAAAUGCAAGUGAAAAGGUUUGUAACCUCCCCUCAUGAUUCCCUGUGAGCACAACAGUGGGUGUCCAGCCUUGGCCCUCUCGCUGAUAGAGAAUUAAUAAAAUGAUGCUCCAACAGCAGCUGGCAAACUAACGUUGGACUCCCCUGGAGUAAAACAACGAAACCCUGGACACUCAGUUUAAUUCCAUUUGUUAUAGCAGCCACGGCGGGGCAUUCCCGCAGAGUGAUAAGGAUAUGUCGCAUCUUUUAUUCAUGUCUGAGCAUGCAAACAGAGCCAUCUCCCCAUGCUGCUUCCGAUCUUCCUAUAUCCAAUAAAAACAUCCACCUUUCAACCUCCCAGCUGAAUUCUGGGUUUUAUUCUCUAACUGAGCUGCGUUUAUUUGAAAAUCAGGUAAAAAGAGGUCACAGUCAAGCAUUACUGAGGCCCAGCAGGGUAUAUCUUAAUAUUAGAAUUUCUUCUUGACCAACACACUUAUUAUGGCAAAGAAAACAGAACAUGUGAAACGUUAUCUUCAUCUUAAGGCAACCUUCGGCACUCCGGACAUUUUAGACUACAUCUCCCAUGAUGCUUUGCCAGUAUCAUGGUUGUAAGAGCAUUAUGAGAGAUUUAGUUCACAACAUCUGAAGUACCAAAGGUUGUCUAACCCUGCACUAGGCAACAGAGGUUAACCACCAAUGCCUUGAAUACCCCAACAAAUGCAAGGAUGGUUGUCCUUAUUUGACAUCCAGGUUAGGAUAUAGCAUUAUCUUAAUCUGACAUUCAGCUCUAUUCAGCUUGAAAAAUCUUUUUAAUAGUAUUUAUAUUGGUACUCGUCAAAUUAUAGUGUUUUAUCUCUGAAUCAGGGAAGCUGGGUUGAUACUAUUCUGGGUGCAUAUUGUUUCCACACACGGCUAUUCACUAAUGUGUAAAUUGUAAAUAAUUCUAAGUGAAAUUUAGACUACCUGAAAGCUAGAUUAUUUUCUUAACUGGUUUUAUUUUUACUUAAAGUAGAGUACAGAAUAUUUGAUAGAGUCCUAACCUCAACAUCUGAGGAAAGAGAUUUAGGGAUAAUUUUUUCAGAUGACUUAAAGGAAGGCAUACAAAGUGAUAGAGCAACAGGAAAUGCUAGCAGAAUGCUUGGUUGUAUAGAGAGAUGUACUAGCAGUAGAAAGAGGGAAGUGCUCAUGCCAUUGUACAGAACACUGGUCAGACUUUGCUUAGAGUUUUGUACGCAGUACUGGAGACCGUAUCUCCAGAAGGAUAUUGAUACUUUAGAGAGAGUUCAGAGAAGAGCUACUAAACUGGUUCAUGGAUUGCAGGAUAAAACUUACCAGGAAAGGUUAAAGGAUCUUAACAUGUAUAGCUUGGAGGAAAGACGAGACAGGGGGGAUAUGAUAGAAACAUUUAAAUACAUAAAGGGAAUCAACACAGUAAAGGAGGAGACUAUAUUUAAAAGAAGAAAAACUACCACAACAAGAGGACAUAGUCUUAAAUUAGAGGGACAAAGGUUUAAAAAUAAUAUCAGGAAGUAUUACUUUACUGAGAGGGUAGUGGAUGCAUGGAAUAGCCUUCCAGCUGAAGUGGUAGAGGUUAACACAGUAAAGGAGUUUAAGCAUGCGUGGGGUAGGCAUAAGGCUAUCCUAACUAUAAGAUAAGGCCAGAGACUAAUGAAAGUAUUUAGAAAAUUAAGCAGACUAGAUGGGCCAAAUGGUUCUUAUCUGCUGUCACAUUCUAUGUUUCUAUAAUCAAACCCAUAUGCUACUUUAUUCAAUGAUUAAUACAGUUACUCAACGAUCCCAGUUUUAUACAUUUAUAAAUUAGAAUCAAAUACAAAAUGUAUGUUACAUUAUUUUUAUUCCAUUUUCCUUUCAGUAUUUUCUAGCUUUGCAUUAAUCCAUUAUGGCUUUUUAAUAAGGAAAAGCUGUCACUACAUUCUAUUUAUAAAGAGAUCCAUUCUCUCCACAUUCACUGUGUUUAAAUAUGUUAAGAUAAGCACUCGUUCGGCACAUGCAGUCUAUGGCACUAGAUCACAGAGCUGUCAUCAUUCGGCGUGUACAAUUGAUGACUUUAUGAAGCACCAUCCAUACUGUUAAAAUUGUUAAUAUUUCACAUUUUUUACCGCUGACAUUGAUUCCUUUGGUGCACCAGCGAUCUAGUCACACUCAAUGUAAAAAAGUCCCUUCAACAAGUGUGCGUAUCACCAUAGAUACAUUAUUUAUUUAUUUAUUUUUGUCUUGUUUAUUUACUUUUUCCAGGAGGAUAUGGGCUUCCAUAUACAUCAGGGAAACCUGGGGGAUAUGGUGGUAAGUAUGAUGAAUGAUGCAUUUAUCUGCUUACAAGUCUCCACAGGGUCUAGACACAGUGUUCAAAAUAUGUCAGUGUUGGAACUCAAAUAUCGGCCAGAACUCCAUUUGGAAGAAAUAUUCACACGUCAUUGCAUCAAGGCAUUUUGCUUUUCUUUGUAGUGAGAGUAGAGCAGACUGUUUUCCAGGUUUUGUUUUCCCCACAAUAACAAGAAUAGAUAAAAUGAUAUUUGUAUUUUUAUAUAUAAAUAUCUACUUCCAAACACAAUCGUGUGUGUGUGUGUUUGUGUAUAAAACAUUUUCUGUGCAGACAUUUGCAGUAAAUACCAAACCGUUUAUAAAAAGCAGAAAUAUUCAUACAUACCACAAGUCUGGCCAAUCUGAAAAUAAAUUAUAGCUCGAAAUGAUAGAAUAAGUGUGGCUGACAUUAAUAGGUCUGUGUUCUGCGCCAACCAUCUAACAGUGAGACAAAAUGAAUAUUAAAAGCCAGCAAAGUCAACGUUCCGUUAUUAAUAACACAUAGCAGUCUGUUCAAUAAAGAUUUAACACAGUAUUAUUCUUUAUGGGGUUAGAGCAUGACACGCAAAGCCACAUUUUGCUUGUGGUAGAGUGAAACCUUUGGCUGUUUGUUUGGGUUUUCUCCAUGAAUAUAUUAUGUAUAUUAUUAUUUUUUCUUUAUUUAUUAUAUGCCCAGAGUGUGCUGUUUCUUAUAUAACUAUAUUUGUAUUGCGUAAGAUCAAUAACUUGAUAUUGAGAUGCUGCUUGUUAUCAACUCAUUUCCACUAAAAUCCUUAAAGACAGAUAUUGGAUAGAAUAAUGUGUGUGAUUUAAUAAUGUCUGGUCUAUUAGACAGUGUGCGCUCAACACUAUAACUAUCUUUAUAUUGCAGCUUAUGGACAAGGUAGUCUCGGAGCUGGUGGGAAAGCUGGAUACCCAACAGGAACUGGUAUGAACAUACAAAAUACCCUUUAAGUAGCUUAAAACAGAUUGACUUUCAGUUGAUUUGCUUGGUUUGGGCCGUGGUGGAUGCAGGGCAAAUUUGGCCAGUAGAUAGGGUAAUCAGUCGCCACGUAAUAUAUUAGGGGUAGCAACUCAAACACUACAAACUCAUUUUUUUUAUAUAAAUUUUAAUAUUUUAACAUUUGCAACAUGGCAUUCCUUAUUUAGAGGGUUGUUUUCAUUGGGGUGGGAGGAGAGAUACUUUUCUUUGUCGGGCCCUUUCCAGAUGAUAGACUAAUUGGCAUAGAACUAGAGUAGAUAUGGGGUGGUACAAGCAACCCACUGAAAGAGGCGGACAUUACUAGCAGAUUGUGUUUUUUCACUCUACCCGCAUAAAAGACAGAGAAGGCUUGGCACCUCUAUUCGAGCCAGACUCAUCAUGUUCAUGUCAUUUCAUUUCCUAUCUUUCAUGGAAAACUAUUGCCUCAAAUGUACAGACUGGUAUUAUAAAGGUCUGGCGUACACCCAGAGCUUGUGUAACCGCCUUUAAGGAAUGCCCAUAUCUUCUUUUCUCAGGGGUUGGUACUCUUGGAGCAGGAGGAGCCGCAGCUGCUGCAAAAGCAGCAAAAUAUGGUGAGUUAUAUAUAUUAUAUCAUUGUUUUCAUACACUUCGAUAUAGGCUUUCAAUAACCUACAUCCUUGUCAUUUUUGUUAAAAGGUAGGAAUGAUACUUAAUGAACAAAUGUUAAGGAGCCUGUCUACUAAAUCUAAAUUUCCAUCCAAGGCACAUUGUCAGCUAAAUCAAACGUUUCAUCCAAGGCACACUGUCAGCUGGGUACACCGAACUUGACUGUAACACGGCAAUAGUUGGCAUGAUCCAGCAAUAGUUGAAGACAAUGUUUAGUCUGCACUAUGCAGAUAGCUUAACGUUCUAACUGACUUCAUUGAAAACCUGCGGCUUCUAUGUUUGUCUCUAAGUUCACGUGGAAACCAGAGUCAUUGGGGACUUUACGCUGCCUGUCAAAUAGUGCAUAGGUGAAAUCAACCCCAUGAUUUAGUGACCCAAACGGGUAUCAUGAGACCUGAAACAUAAUACGAUGGUACAUACCCCUCAUUAUAAGGAAAAUCCAAACUAAUAAAUCAAAGAGUAUUUUGCAAAGUUAUAAAUCUAUAUGAUGGGAAAUUCAGGAAUAACAUUGAUUUGUUAAAGACACUGGAAUAUUUAAUGAUUCCUUGCUGUAGUGAAAGUUGACCAUUUUAGGUACUAUUAUUAGUAACUAGUUUAGUUGCCAUUAUUUUACGUUAAGUACUUUGGUUAACUAGCGAUCAAUUCUUUCAGGGAUUGGUGGUGUACCUGGAGCUGUACCCGGUACAGGCAUUGGACCUGGUGGCUUAACUCCUGGAGGUGGGGCCGUUCCUGGUGUUGUCCCUGGUUUGUAUCCUGGAGCUGGUGGCUACCCUGGCGGAGGAUUGGUGCCAGGAGCAGGUAGACUUGUUUCCUAUAAAUAUAUUUAUCUAGGUAGGAUUGCACAAGAUAUCAUUUCUAAUCUAUUUUUAUUUUACUAUUUUUCUGUCUUUUCAUGGCUUCUGCAAUUGGAGGUCAGGGAGGUGGAAAACCACCCAAAUAUGGUGAGUGAAUUACUUUGUUAGUCUCUUCUUGUGAGAGUGCUGAGCGUAAAGGCAGACUGAUAUCACUUUUCCAUGCCUAUGUUAAAGUGACAUCUAGUGGUUCUGUUUGCAAUGACAGGUAAAUGUUUAGUGCAGAUCUCAAGUUCUAUUACAAUGACACGACCUGUUUAAAGCUAAAUACUUUAAUAUAGACCAAGGGCAUUAUUUAUUAUUAGCAUUAUUUAUAAAGCACCAGCAAAUUCUGUAGCGCUGUACAAUAGGAGAAAAAACUGACAUGUAUUUCCUAAAACAGGAAUUGUGUAGCACUGGUAAAUUGCUAAUUGUUUGCAACAGCAGGCAAAUUGUUUCCAAAAUGGGUAUUUUCCUUCUAGUGAAUAAAACUGUGCCAACUCCAUUAUGUGUGUCUGACGGUGUUGUGGACAAACAACAGCUGGAUUUUAAGAAUCUGAAAACAUGUUUGUUUUAUACAUCUUACAUAUAUAUAUAUAUAUAUAUUUUUUUUUCUAUAGAAGCCUGUUUUCAUUGUGUUUUGGGAUGUAUCCUAUGAUAUGUCAUUUUUUUUUUUACAUAAACAGGGUUAUUUACUUAAGUGAGAAUUCAAAUCAAAUCAAAAUUAAGACAAGAGUAGUUGAACUGAAAGCAUUGCUGACUUCGAAAAGUUUAUGAUUUGAUUAUUCUGACUUAUGAAGCAAUUUGCAUUCUCUGCAUAUAUAAGAAUCAAAACCAUACAAAGAAAUAGACAAUGAUAAAAUAAUGCCAUUUGAACUGCGAUGUUCUAAAAAAAAUAACAUUGCCCUUAUGUGAGAGAACAAAGCCAGGUUAAGAAAGUUAUACUGCAGCCCAUUUACAAAUGAUCCAAAGGCCUGUUUUCUGGGGAGGAGGCUGAAUAUCAGAAGGUCCUUGCUAACUUAAUGGGAAGGACGCUAAGUAGAGCCUGCUGAAUUGUCAGGGAAUGCUGGUGGGAUGACAAAGUGUGUGCCAUUUUCUUACCUAUAUCUGGUAAAAACAACAUUGCUUCCUCUAUAUAAACAACAUCACUGUAUCUUAUAUAUCUAUAUGGACAUUAUGGCACUUAGUCCUUUAUAACAGGAAGGGCAAUUAUUUAACUUUCUAUGAACAGAACCUUCCUUGUCUUUUGUUGAAAGUAUCAUUCAAUGCUAAAUCCACAUCCAACAUCUUUUAAACUCGAUCUUUGUUUAGUCUUUACCCGCUUUGGAUUUCCCAAUAUAUCUCCAGUGUACUAAGCAGCUUGUAAUGAACUUGUAAGGUAUUUUGUAACAAGGCUUACGAUUUUUAGGUGUCCCAGGAGCUGGUGGAGGGCCAGGUAUUGGUGGUGUAGCAGGAGUUGGUGGUGUUGGUGUGCCCGGAGCUGGUGGAGUUCCAGGUGUUGGUGGGGUUCCAGGUGCUGGUGGUGUACCUGGUGCUGGUAAGAAGCUAAAAUGAUUUUUUUCCUAUUGUAUAUUUCUGGAAUAUAAUUUAGUCAGCAAAAACUUUAUAUUUAAGGCAUAUUUAUGUGAAUUUUUUCACUUAGUUGACCUGUUUUUUAUCUGAUAUCAUCUCAUUAAAAUAAGAAUUAGCGAAACACAGUUUAUUAGCUACAGUUCGUUAUGACUUAUUAGGAAACCAGAAUUUUAAUACACAUCUAGAAAGACUCUCGUAUGGGUUCCUGAUGCAAUUGUUUCUUUUUUUCAGGCGUUGGUGGACUGGGUGUUAAACCACCUAAAACAGGAGGUGAGCUAUAUUUGUCGAAGAUAUAAGUUCUGAACCAGACAUAUAUUCAUUAGAUUGACAUAAAGAUACAAAUGUGAUCUAAGCAUGUAGAAAGCAAUUAGUCUUUACAAAUACACCCAUCAUCAUAUUGAGUUUGUUUGACUCAAUAAAGCAGACAUACUAUGUGGUUUAACGCAUCCUCUGCCCGUGUCUCUUCACCUGGAAUGUAGGCAUCCUUCCAGGUGGACUUGAGUUUGUUAUUAGAAAGUGGAUGCAAAAACCUGAUUCCUGAUAUAAAUUAUAGUAGCAUAGAAUGUUCUACUUAUUAAGCAUUGCCUGCUAUAUCCAAUAUGCAUUUAAACUUUUGCAUUUGAAAUGUUGAACGGAGUGAUGCCAAAAUGGUUCAGUCUAGAAAAGAGGUUUUAGGCCUGUAAUGGCAAACAUUAUAAAUGGCUGUAUAAUGGCUACACACUAUAUCCAAAUGGUGUAAUGGUGCCAUUACAGUGCUAUUGUAAUUUCUCUCAACUUUUUAAAAAUUCAGUUUUUAUCUCAAUAUUUGCAUAGGGGGAUCGCUCAGUAGAACUCUGUUGUUGUUUAAUGACUAGGACAUAACUUUACAUUUUGUAAUAUCUAUAAGGCCCAUCUUGCUGUGAAAGCACAGGCUGCUGUUGGUCAUUAGGAGGUUAAGUACCCCAUGAAUGUAAAGCCCAGCAGAGUAUGUAAAUCAGUUAACUCCUUCAGCGCCAUCCGCAUGGUACAUGAUGUGCUAUGCACAGCACUGCUAGUACAAAUGCAGAGUACACAAGUGAGCUUACAGUGGAAGGUCAUAUGUGUGUUUUCAAUAACACUCUGCAAUGAGAUCAGGCCCUGUGUUUUAUUCGUUGUUUAUUUUUCCCAAACUGUGCCCUGUUUUAGCUGUUGUUGUGUUAUAUAAGAAUGCUGCUUGGCUUCCUCUGCAGUGUAACUUGAUUGAUGGCUGAGGUCAGCCAAGAUGCAAGUCAUGCAUACUAGUGCCAUUAGUGCAUACUAAUGCCAUAAAAUAAAUUUGUCCAUUCAUUAUCCGAGCACUAAUGUUAAAAUGAGACGAAAAAUUAUAUAGUCAGACUUUAAUAAUAUAAUAAUAUAUAUAUAUAACAUUUUAUUAAAAAAAAACAUUGCAGGUCUGUUUAAUAUAUUGCUAUGAGAGAAACAGUGUAAUUAUUUUAAUUGGAUUAGGCAGCUCCUAUAAUGACAUUGAUAGUACGCAGUAGUCUCUGCUGAGAGUUCUUCUCUGUAUUUCUCAUAUUUUAUUACAAUCUCUUUUCUCUUAAUCUAGCCGGGAUUGGAGUUGGACCAGGAGGAGGUAAGUGACCCAUUCUACAUUAAGAACAUAUGUAUCAGGAGAAGUGCUCAACUCUGUGACCAUACACUGACAUAUAUAUUUAUAUUUACAAUUCUACACAUUAUAACUGCUGCUAAAUUAUUCAUAGCACGCAAUUGGAAGACCCCUAAGAUACAUACAUAGGUUAUCUCCCGAGUCAAAUGGCAAGUGAGAAUAGGAAAGUGCAUGUUAACAAAUAUCAAAAAUCGACAAAUUAAGGCAGAACAUUGGGAAGAAUGGAUAAUUAAACUAGACUCAAUAAAGCAGACAAUAUCAUUGCCAUCAGAACCUGGUGCUUGGUUCUGGCUCAGAUUGAUGAGAUUGAGUGCCGUUCCUUAUGUAUGUUCUAACCUAUUGAUAUUGUGAUUUUUAUUAGUUCAAAAACCAAAGGCUCAAAAAAGUUCAAAAACUCUACAAAGAAAGAGGGGGAGAGGCGAAGGGAAGGAGGGGAAAGAAGGAGGGAAGGGUAGAGGAAGGGAAAGGAAAUGUAGAGAAAAGGAGAAAGGAAAAAAUCCGAAACAGAAACUUCAUAUAACCUUUGUGCAUUUUAAAGAUUUGAGGUUCCAAUAGAGUUAUUCACAUAUAUGAAUAUGAUAAUUUCAAAUUGGCCAAUGAGAAAAACACAUUUUUAAAUGGUAAUCCCUGUUGUCCUGUUCUUUACUUCACUAUCGUUUUUUUUUUUUUUUUUAACGUUUGCUGAAAUGAUCAAGAGCACACAAUGCAAAGAUCUAUAUAUGAUCCCAAAUUUCCAAGAGGUUAUUUCUUAAGACAGAUGUCAAGUGAAAAUUAAAAUGGGCAUGCUAGUCAGCUUGGGAAAAUUGCUAUAUUAAGUAAAGUUUUGAGAUGAACAGGCAACCAGAGGGGAUUUAACAAAUUGGGCAACUAAACAAAAAUACAAAUUUGACUUUUAAGAACCAAAUGGCCUCUCUCUCUCCAAAAGGAAACACAACGUGACUAUUGUGAUAUUUGGUUAACUCUCCACGUGUUAAACUAUGUGACUAUUUCUAGAUUUUGAUAUGAAAUUAUUUGUUUCAAAUAAAGAUUGAAAUUAAAAAAAACUAAAUGUUAAUUAUUUUAUCAAAAAUCAAAACCAUUGCAGGUCUGUUUAAUAUAUUGCUUUGAGAGAAACAGUGUAAUUAUUUCAAUUGGAUUAGGCAGCUCCUAUAAUGACAUUUAUAGUAUGCAGUAGUCUCUGCUGAGAUUAAAUCUUCUCUGUAUUUCUCAUGUUUGAUUACAAUCUCUUUUCUCCUAAUCUAGCUGGGAUUGGAGUUGGACCAGGAGGAGGUAAGUGACCCAUUCUACAUUAAGAACAUAUGCAUCAGGAGAACUGGUUCUUGGCACAUGUACUAAAGUGCCCAAGUCUGUGACCAUACACCAACAUAUCUAUAUUUUAAUAUUUUUUAAACUAACUAGCUAAUGACUUUAAAAAUAAAUGAGAGCAUAAAAUCAAAAAAUCUGAAAUCUCAAAUGAUAUAAUAUGACCUUCAUAGCUGUAUGCAUGAUGCAGAAUAACUACUCGCUUUUAUAUCAACCCAAAUGGUAGAAGGUCCUGCGUUAGAAGAAUUCUUUACAAAAAUAUUGAAAUAACAGUAAACUAUAAGCAAUGCACAACUAAUGGAAUAUGUCAUUUCUCAUAUCACAAGAUGGCUCUGUAUCAUUCUCACUAAAUUACUAAGGGAUCUACAAUCCCCCAUAUCAUUGUCCCAUAUUGCAUUACUUUUUAUUGCAAAUACUACUCGAUGUUAUGUUUUAUACUUGUUACUUUUUAUUGCUCAAUAAAAACAAGUUGGGAACAUUUCCGGACACAUUUGGUCACUCUUAGCAUGGCUCAUCUGGAGAGUAAAAAAAACAGAAAUCUUUGUCAUUAGCAAUAUAUGUUCCACUCUCAUGCUAAACCUACAGGAUAUGCAGAACCAUCAGGACAUUAAAAUUUGAUUGCAGGUGUACUCAUAAUCCCUGGAGUGGUGUCUUGAUCAUGAACAUCUGUGUACUCUUGAAAUGAUAAAACAAAUUGAUAUAUCCCAUAUUUACUCGACUAUAAUGCACACCUUAUUUGGAAAAUAAAGUUGCCAAACUUUGAAUGCGCAUUAGAUUCGAUGGUGCAUUACAUGUGGGGGGUGGGGGAGAGGGGUUGAAAAUUUCCGGCGAAAUUGCUUUCCGGCAAAUUCACAGAGACUAAUUAAAACUAGUGAAUUCAAACCAGUGAAUUCAAACAGACAAAUUCACACAGGCGAAUUAAUACUGGUGAAUUCACACAGGUGAAUUUCAUUCUGGCAAAUCUGGUUCCUGAAAGAGGGCUUAAGAAAGAAUAGGCUUAAUAUGUAACACUAAAAUUAAAAUACCAUUAAUGUCACUAUGGUAUAUGGCAAUAAACAUUUUCAUUGUAGCACAUUGUUGUAUAAUAGUAUCUUCUUGUUUAAAUGUGCAUUACAUUCAUCAGCAAAAACAUAUUUCAGCUUCCAGGUUUCAAAAAUUGAGGUGCGCAUUACAUUCGAUGGUGCAUUAGAUUCUAGUAAAUACAUAUAUUCUUUUCAAAUGAAGUCAUUUCCCAUCUGAGCAGAGAUCCUAAUUGCUCGUGAGUAACCACUAUUUCUCUUUGUAUUUUUAGCUGGGGUCGGACCAGGUGGAGUACCAUCAGGUGGUAAGUGGCACAGUCUACUUUCAUAAAGGGGUCGUUCUUUAUGGUCAAAGGACAGAGCUGUUUGAGUGAGAAUGAGAAAAGCUUAGUCCAAUGGGAUUCCACCUACUCUGAAGCAUCUCACAGUGUUUUUAAUAAAGUGAGAAUUAAAGGUGAAUUCAUAUUGAAUUUCCAAUUUAAGGUCAAAAUAGCCAAACUGGAAAAAUAUCUUAGUCAGUUAUACUUUCAGUUUAGUUACUAUGAGCUUAAAUUAUAAAUUCACUUUGAAUUCACCUUGAAUACUCACUUUAGUAAAUAUGCCUACAUUGCAUAUUCAUUUUCACUCCACAUAAGGAGGCUUGAUCUCACACAUCAGGCAUAUUGACUGUCGGCAAGAUCACAGUAUCCCCAGACAUAUGUUUCAUGUUCUUAUAGAUGUUGGCAUUCUAAAUUAAGCAUGAGUCUCUGGCAGAAUCCCGAUUUUUUGUAAGAUAGGUUAGUUGGUUUAUGCACCAACUUACAUACGUCACAGUGCUAUAGGUUAAGUCCUCAGCAUUGUCUACUCAGAGUUCUAUAAUUCCACAUUUGAUGUAAUGAGCAAAGAGCUUUGCGUCACUACUUGCUGAAUGCAGAAAAUGCAUCAUUAAUAUUAUUUUAAACAGAAUAUCAUGAAAAUCUAUAAAUCUAUGCAAUAGGACAGCCUUUUCUGAAAAAUAUAUGAAACUUAAUUCCAUUUUUGAAGACAUUUACGUAAAUAUUGAUUUGCAAUCAGGAAUGAGAAAGAACUGUUAUUUGGGAGGGUAAUCCUCAUUAAAUGAUCCAAGAAAAUGGUUGCCAAAAAAGCAAACAAAUUAUCCAAAAUAACUAUACCAACUGGCCUGUCCUUUAAGCACACAUCAUAUGGUAACAUUUUCUAUGAUAACCAAAAUGGCAGAAAGGCUCAGAAAUAAUCAGUCCUGAAAAUGCUUAACAUAAAAGCUGUUCACAUACAGUUUCAAAUAUUUCAAAACUGUGAAAAAAAAGUGAAAAAUGUUAGGACUGGGUGUUUUUAAAGUAGCUUUCGGCAGUUCAAAACUGUAUAUUUUGUGUGAGUGAUCAUUCCCCUUUGUGUAUUUUGUAUGAAUUUGAGAUACAGUAAGCAGUACCAAUGUUACGUAAUGCAUGUUCCAGGCAGUGUUUCCCAUUUCUCCUUUUUUUCCUGCAAUGGUAAACUGAAAACGUUCUGUCCUAGAUGUUUCACACAACACUCUCUCAGGACACCACUUUUCAAGAUUUGUAGCACAAACAGCUGGUGGCCUUGGCCUGGUGGAUUUUAGCCACGGUCUGUUUCCCAUUCCUUCUGCUCUCGGCCAACUAAUGCUGUAAUGUAUCAAAUUAAUAUGUUUAAUGGAAUGGUAGCGUGCCUGCAGCUUUUGUCCCAUGGCCAUUGCGUAGACGAACAGCGUCAUUGUUUUAGUUGGAUAAUGCAGUAGGUCACAUACUGUAAUAUAUACAUAGGCAUUGUAGCAUGACCUGUUCUGGUAGAUGGCACUUGCAAUAUUUGGUCAUUGGUGUGGUUUAAUAUAUGAUUUCUCAUUCUUUCUCUUAUUUUAGUUGGCGUUGGACCAGGAGGUGUAGGAACUGGAGGUAAUGUACACAAAAUACAAUAAUAAUAAAUACGACAAUAACUUGAUUUCCUUUAUACACGAGAUAUGCCUCAAAUGUUGGUAUCUAAAAUUAUUACGUAAUUAAUCCUUAAGUAUAUACAAAGUUACCAUUUUGUUUUAUAUGUACAUACAGUGCAAUGAAAAUUUUUAUCGUAAAGAAGCAUGAAUGAAAACCAUAUAUUUUAGAGAUAAACUUUAUUUUAAUGUUCAUUUUUUCUUGUUUUUUUUUUUUAAGAGGGUAAAAUCAUGAACAUCUUUAGGACUUCAUCAAAAUAUGAUAAAGUAUCAUAAAGAGUAGUUCAUUAUAAAGCACAGAAUAUAUUUAAUAUUAGACAAUGCGUGGGAGGAGAAAAGAAUAAAAUGUGGAAAAAAGGGGGAAGGAAACAUAAUAAAAAAAAGAGGAAAGUCAUGUUGUCUGGUAGAGCGAUAUGACUCCAGCUACAGAGUCGAUAUAUCUCAAAUCUCAAGGAUUUACGGAUGAAGGCCAUGAUAAACCUGAAUUUACGGUUAGUUAGCUGACAAUAAAUGUCUGUAGAAGAACUUGCAUAUAUAUGUAGCAAGAAUCUAUAUCUACAAAUAGAAACCCAUGAUCUAAUUGUGUCUUUACAGGGGUCGGCGGCUAUGUUAAACCCCCUAAGACAGGAGCAGGUGAGUCCCGUUUGAUGAAAAUAUUAGUAUUAAUAUGUAUAUAAUACGUUUUAGAGUUCGCAACUAAACCAUUUCUUUCUCAUGUACAAUUGAAGAUUAUGCUAGCUUUAGUGUACUAAUAAUCCUAAUUUUAGUAAUGACAGGAGGCGAGUAUUUUGCAUAAUCUCUCUUUGCUAACUCCAUACAGCAGCAAAGAAACAUAUAGAAAAAAUAACCAAUCACAAGAGAGUAGGAUGUACAUAAGGCAUAGUUAAUAGAAAAAAAUAAUAAUAAUAAACUAUGACACCCAAACCCAACUCAUUGGGUUGGGGACAUAGAGGUCAGGGUGGUAGUACCAGGUCCACCAGAGGGCUUGGACCCUAAAAUGCAAUAUGUACAAACAAAAACAAAAGGAGAGUAUACCCCAAAACACGGAGGAGAAACUCUAUACUGGUAUGUUCAAAAAGAAGGGAAGAAAAAUUAUAUUGUCAGCUGAAUAACUUUCUUAGACAUAAGCAUAGUGUGGAAAAUAAACCUAAAACCCACAGCUAGAUUGUACCAAAUAUAUCCAAUAUACAAAUACUUUAUUAAAUCAAAAUAUGGACAAUGUGGUACACAUUGGAGUAAAGCUGGGGAGUCAGAAUAGUUGUAGUGUAUGUAGCAGAUCUAGAUCCCAACCCUGUCUAUUGGUCUCAGAAAACAGCUACAAUAAGAUGGCUGAGAAAAAGCCCUUGUAAUUACUGCUGAGAUUAACUGACAGGAUAAAUCAGUGGGAGAAACUAUAUAUACACAACUAUAAAUACAGGGAACAAGAGGGCCAGGCAAGUAUGUCCUGAAUCUAUACAACCAACAGCAGAUUUGGGGAUACGGCUGAAUAAGUCUAGAACAAAGGGAAAUAAACAAAAAAUAGUGCAAUACAGUAAACACUUAAUAUAUCAUGCGCCACAUGAAAUGCACUCACAGAAUGUUGGCAAACACAGCGCUCAUAGGGUGCCUCCCCCGAAGUAGCUGGGGGGCUAGUAAUCCCACUCUCCACUCCACAGACACCAGUUCUUAAAACAGGACUCCCGGAAGAUGAAGAUAAAAAAAGGAUUGUUUAUUUAUAAAAAGGUGAAACAGUCACCAUAAAUGUUAAUAUAAACGUAGGAAUAAAACAAAACGGUCCAACGCGUUUCGUUCCUGAGCGGAACUUCCUCAGGGACCACAAUAAUACAAUGUGUUUCGUUCCUGAGCAAAACUUCGGAACUAUAUAAUUGCAAUAUUUUUCUUUUUUUCUUUUUUGAUACAUUAUUUAAGAGUUAACUCUAUCAUGAAGAAAACCAAAUGCACCUUUACUUACCUAUAUAUGUCUGUGUGAUUUGCCUGUAGGUGGAGUUGGACAAGGUGGUUUAACAGGAGGACGUAAGUUAUACAAUACAAAUGAAUUGUUUAAUAUGUAGCACUGUUCCAGAUAGUCAAUAAACAAGUUUUACAUUUCCCGUCAUAAGAGCUUAAUUGGAACAUUUCUGCAACUUGAUAUUACUUGAGUUCCAUUUUCUGUCUUGUUUAGCAAUUCACUUGUUCAGGAUGUACGAAAGGUCAAUGAAACCUUAUUAAAAUGGAUUGUGUUGAAAAUUACACAUACACAGCUAUUCACUGCAGUAGCUUAUUCACUAAAAAUCAUAUUGCAGCUAACGGAAAUAGCAAGAAUUAGGUCAAAAUACCUGAUUUGGAAAAAGUCCCCAUCUCAACUGCAGUGAUAGACAGACAGAUAGACAGACAGAGAGAUUGUACAUUCCAUUGGUUGCCACAGAGACCAUACCACUUUUAGACCUUUUCCAUAAAGUUGCUCAUAGAGCCCCUAAAUCUGUCCUGACUAUCUCUGAAACAUUUUUCAAUUUUGUUUUAUAGCUGGUGGCUUUGGUCCAGGUGGAGGUAUGUAUACGCAUAUGUGUGAGUUUAUCAUUACAUUUAUCUACCUACAUCCAAUUGGAUGUUUUUUAUUUUAGUUUAAAAAUGACAGUGACUAUUAUAUAAGUAGAUAGUCUGACACCUGGAGUUUAUAUAUCACAGUCUAUUACUGGGCUUGGCUUUAACCAACAAAAGAUGAGCAUCAUCAAAUUUGCAGUUCAUAUUUCCAUUUUAAGGAAGUGGCAAAUUUAUAAUAACAUGCUCUACAUGAGAACACAGCCACACAGUGUACAGGAACACUAUAGUGCCAGUAUACAAACAUAUAUCUCUAACACUACAGUGCUGGAGCACCUAUUUAGGAGUACGCCCCCCCAUGGAGUAAAAAAGUAUUUUACUUACCUUUUCUCAAUUGCUGCGUUGCUUUCGUCUUGGCUGGCCCCACGUUUAUGGGUGAGAUUAUCAACUGCUGUGCAGUUGAUGCUCUAUUGGGAGCAUUCAGCAUCUCCAUUUAGAGCGUUGAGAUGCUGAACAUAAAGAUUGGAGUACCUAACACAGGAAAUCCCUUUAGUGGUUGUCUGAGUGACAGCUACUAGGGGUGUUCCUAAGCAGCAUUGUAGACAAUGCCUUUUCUCUGAAAGUUUAGCAUUUACAGUGAUGAGUCUGCAGUAAGCUUUAGUGGUUCUAGUGACUAGAGUGUCCCUUUCAAUGGGACAUAUAGUCACCUUAAAUCAUUUCUAAAUGUAAGUAUUUAAGAGAACACAAUGCUUAGAAGUGACAGAGGAGAGCAAAGGAAACAUCCAACUUGUUCUCCUGCUCUCUGUCACAGCUACAGUUGCAUAUGCACUGCAGCUGCUGUGUUUUUCCUUUAAGAAUUAACUCGAGCUUGCUGUCGAAAAAUAGGAAUGGAUAGAACAAUUUGUUUCCACAAAGACCAUACCACUUUUAGAACAUUGCCAUAUAGUUGUUUAUAUAAUAUGUCGCUUAAAAGGAUACUAUUGGCACCAAUAUAACUUUAGCUUCAAGGGUUGCUGGAACCCUGAUACAACAAAAUACAUUAUAAAUGCCAUUUGAGGCAUAACUAUUAAGUCCCACUCUGUAAAAACCUGCAAAAAAGGUUUUAAAUGUUUCAUUAAUCCAGCGUCACGCUCAGCUUUCAUCACGUAUCUUCCGCACCAUGUCACGAUGUCACCUGGCUCUCCUGAGGUCAAAUGGAGAGGAGGAGGGAGGUGGAAUUCUCCCAUUUCUUGAACAGUGGAAAGUGGGAGGGGAUGCCCACAGAGUAAGAGAAAGGGGAAAGCUAUCUUCCCCUUACAGGCGCUUUGACGAUAGACACAAAAUAUGCAUAGAAAUGACAUUAGGCAGCCGAGCGUAUGUCACAUGUGCUGGGGGUACAACUAGUACCUAACACAUAAUUAAAAAUAACUCAGUAUGUGCGGUGUUUCAAGCUAAAACAUUAAACAUGCAGAUUCCUACCACCUUAAGCACUUCAAAUCCCUGAAGAGGUCAUGGUGCUUGUAGUCACCCUUUAAUGAAGCAGUUUUUGUGUAUAGAUCAUACCCCUGCUGUCUCACUGAUUACUUAUCUGUCAUUUAGUAGUUAAAUCACUUUUGUUUCUUUCCAUGCAGCCCUAGCCACACCUCCCCUGGCUGUGAUUCACACAGUCAGCAUGAAAUUCAUUUUCAAUCAGAUGUUAACUUACUUUAGACAUUUUUAUCUCUUGUUAUACUUUUAUAACACACAGAAGGCUCCUGUAUGGUCUAGAAGGAGAUAAGGAAUUCUAAAUUAAACAGAAUGUGCAAUAAAGGCAAUUUAAACAUUAGAUCUUUCUCUACAGGAAGUGUUUGGGAAGGCUGUGUAAGUCACUUGCAGAGAGGUGUGACUAGGGUGGCAACAAAGUGGUUUAACUCCUAGAUGCCAGAGAAUUAAGUAGUGAGACUGCAGGGGCAUGAUCUAUACACCAAUACUGCUUCAUUAAUCUAAAUUUGUUUUGGUGCCUAUAGUAUCCCUAAACAUUUUCUUUCUUUGCAUUAUAGCUUAUGGCUUUCGUCCAGGUGGUGGUAUGUAUAAGCAUAUAUGUGUAUUUAAAAUAAAAUGUAUAGGCCUUUUCAAUUGGAUUUUUUAAUUUUAAAAACUACAGUACCUGUUAUAUAAAUAAAUUGUCUGACAUCAUAUGUCACAGCUAUCCUAUUACUAAGCUUGGAUUUAACAAACAAGAAAGAGCAUCAUUAGAUUUUCAAUAUUUUGUUAUUUUUUAUAACUUGAUAAAAAAAAAAGAAUUAUACAUAUAUAAUAAUUUAUAACAUUUUUUAAAACUUAUCCAAAAACAUUAAAAGUAAGGCCUUAAAUGGGACAUUUUGUCGUCACUUUAAAUCAUUUGUAAAUGAAAGUAUCUAAGAGAAAACAAAUUGUAAAAAAAGUGACAGAGCUACUUGCUGCUCUCCAGUUCUGCAUCAAAGUAACUAUAGCAGACGCACUGCAGUUCCUGUGAUAUUCCUUUAAAAAGCAAGACUUGAGCUUGCUGGAGAAAGAUAGUUAUGAUAGACAGCUGUCAUUACGUUUUGACUCCGAUCUGCUGGUUAUUGAGCCAUUGUACCAGCAACAAGCAGCACCAAGCCUGUUAGGUAGGGGAGGUAUCAUCCCUAGAUAUCCAAAAAUCAUGGCACUGGCCUAAACAGCUCUUGAAGCAAUAAGACAUAUAUUUUACCAGUAUUAUAAUUUAUAUCUCGGAGCUGUUAUCUGAUAAGGUGAAUAUAUACAUCUACUGAUGUAUAAACCAGGAGAUAAACAAUAGAACGGAGAUCUCAUAUUCAUCAAGUAAAAGUCACAAAAACAGUUCCAGGGACUCAGAUAUAUUGCCAAGCGGUUCUAAAACAGUCUGACAAAUUACACUAGUAUAGCACCUGGGGGCUCAUGGCACCAUAACCACUACAUCAGGCUGUUAUAUUUUUAAUGAUUGCUGUGUUCCUUUAAAUGUAACUUUUCUUACAGAUUCUGAAUAUAACACUAUGUAAAAAUAGCAAUUUUGUAAUAAAAAUGGAGCAGUUCGCAUUAACAUUUCACUGGUUUCUGUAGAGACUGCUCUAUUUUCAAACCUUUUACACAAAUAUAUUUUAAUGUUUAACCAAAAAGUCUGACUGUUCCUCUUUGUUUUAAACAGUUGGCGGUACUGGUGUAGCAGGCGGAGGUAUGUAUCUUAAAUAUACCCGUUAUAUUGUACAUUUUAAAUUAUGAGACAUUUUGGAACAUGUUUAUUUAAACAGUUUGUUAUGCAGUCUUUUAAAUGAAAGACAUUUCAAUAAUGUGAGAUAAGUAUUUUGUCCUCAGAUAUAUUUUUCUUUAAUUAAAGUCAGUGUUAUUCCCAAUACUUGUGAUAUAAUUCACCCAUUUACUAACCCACUGGCAGAGUUAGAUUAAAGGGACAUUAUAGUCACCAGAACAACUACAGCUUAUUGCAUUUGUUCUGGUGAGUAGAAUCAUACCCUUCAGGCUUUUUGCUGUAACAAUGUCUUUUCAGAGAAAAUGCAGUGUUUACAUUACAGCCUAGUCAUAACUUCACUGGCCACUCCUCAGAUGGCUGUUAGAGAUCCUUCCUGGGUCAUGGCUGCCUAAAAUGCAUCCAAACCAAACAUUCAGUGUCUCCUCCCUCUGCAUGCAGACACUGAACUUUCUUCAUACAGAUUAAUCGUUUGUGUUCCUGACCCUAAAGUGUUCCUUUAACGUUCCAUUCAGAAGGUUGAGUUUGGUUUUAUUAUUUUACAUUAGUACAUUUCAUGGCUGUGUGGUUAUUCGCCAUUAUAAAAAUAACUGUGAUAUAAUUACCACUGUUAAUUAUUAACACUGAUAUUAACAUAUCCAACAAUGUGAAGAGCUCAUUUUCAACCCUCACGGAACCACACUGAAAACUUACAGGGAGCCUGUGAAGUCCAUACAACUAAACUCACUGAAGUUUUUCUAACUGAUUGGAACACUGACAGCCUGUAGGGUCAGUACUUGGUUAGAUUAGUGUAGGCAAUAAAUAUAGGAUUUAUAUAAAUUUAAAGGAUUCCAGAACAGUCACAUUUUUCCUUGAAAGGAGAACCUUGUUCCCUAAUGAUCCAACAACUGGGAGGUAUGCUCACUACUGUGAUUGCAAACACCUACCUUACUGAUCACUGCACUGUUUCACAAGUUCCAGAACAUACUGCAAUGAUACCAGCUACAGCUAUACAUAUAUUUAUCAUAUCUACCAUGUUUUCAGGAACACAUAUCACAUGGAUGGGCAGCACAUGAAAAAGGUUGCCCUGCAGUACGUAGAAUUCAGAAAAGGUGCAUAAGAGUAAUGAGGCAAUGAAGAAUCCUGCAGAAUAUGCAUUAUAUAUACCAGGCAUAGGCAACCUUUGGCACUCCAGAUGUUUUGGACUACACCACGCAUGAUUCUUUGCCAGCAUUAUUGGUUUUAAGAGCAUUAUGGGGGAUGUAGUCCACUGAUAUAUACUAUACUUUUCAUUUUCAUAAAUAUGACACAAUUAUUUGUGUCCCUAAAAACAUGGUGUAUAUGGUAGCUUUGCAGACUUAUGAGAGAUCACUUUGGGUCAAUAUAGUAGGGGGACAAAUUCCUCUCAAGAAGUGUUUUUUGUUAGGGUAAGAGGAAAUAGAUCCUUACCAGUGAGGAACUGGGGGAUACAUCAUAACGGAGGAAGCUCAUGAGAGAGAAGGAACAUUCUAAAUGUGUUACCAUAAUAGAUGAAGUGGGACACGUGAGAUGAGCAGUGUUUAAAUAACCAUAGGAUAAAUAUGGAUGGACAGUUUGAUUAACUAGAAUAGGGGGGGGAAAGCAAACACCAUUAUAUUGUUUUAUAAAUCCUGAUUUAUCCUCUAAAAGUAUAAAAUACCUACAUGGUACAUUUAAACAUAAAUAUACUGCACUUAUAUCCUCCCCCCCAGUGGCAGUGCCUGUGUAUAAAUAGUUUGAUGGGGGCUGUCAGAAUUAGGAUUUCUUAGCAAAAGGUUAUAACCACCCCAUCCCUUUAUUUUCUGGUUCCUACAUCCAUGGCAUCCUGUUUGAUUCUAUAUAAUGUAACAUAUCCAAUAAUAUUAUACCCAUUAAAGUUCCAAUACAGUUUAAUAUACCCAGCACACAUCUAGUAACAUUGUAAUACAGUGCCCAUCAAGUAGAGACAUCAAGGUUUUUGGUACUGAGCAACCAGCGGAUUCUAAUACAUAACUUGUUAUUUUGCUAACAUUCCGUCACCCAGCCCAUUAUUCUGCAACUGACAAUGUUUUGCUAUUGCAGGAUUGUACCCAGGGAAACCACCCAAGCCAGGUAAGCUGUGAUGUAAUGUAAUGUGCAUAGUGUGAACGUAUGUCUAUUCUCCAAUAUGAACGCUCCAGUUGUAGCAGAAACGAAUGAUGACACUAUUGAGUACGUUUUAGAAUUAAUUUAUUGAGUUGUUUAAUUAAACAAGAAGGAUUGUCCAUAAACAAAAUACAUUGAUAUUACUAUAAAAAACAAUGCAGCAUCUUGUCUUACCAAUGUGUGCAACAAUGGAAACAGUUGCUAUGUAUUUCUUUUAUUUAAAGCAGUAGUUCCUUUAGAUUAAUAUUUCUUUAGAUUAAUAUUUCAAUAUUUUUCCAAGGCGCCCCAACUCAAAACAAUUUUCUAGGUUGUAUAUACGUACAGCACUGCCGCAUAUACUGGGCCCCUGUUCGGCAGAAAUGCUUGCCAUUCAGGUGCAGAUCCAGAACCUAAUCUUGGGAGGGGCACUAGUAGAUUAUUUAAAGAAACAAUGCAGGCACAAUAACCACUACUGCACUUGUAGUGGUUAUGGUGCCAGUAGUGCCAUAGUGCCUCCCAGGGUAAGUAGUCAAACAGUUUAAGAACAGUUUGACAACUUACCUGGGAUCUGUCAGGAUAGGGGCUGUGGUAGGGCAUAGGGGAAGUGUGUGUGAGGGGUGCUGUGUGUGUGAGGGGUGCAGUGUGUGUGUGACGGGUGCAAUGUGCGAGUGUGAGGGUUGCAGUGUGUGCGUGUGUGAGGGUUGCAGUGUGUGUACGGGGGUGCAUUGUGUUUGUGAAGGAUGUAAUUGUGUGUGUGUGUGUGUGUGGUGCAGUGUGUGAAGGAUGUAGUGGGGUGCAGUGUGUGUGUGGGGGGGUGCAGUGCGUGCGUGUGUGUAUGAGGGGUGCAGUGUGCGUGUGUGAGGGGUGCAGCUACUUUCAAAGUUGGAGUCUGCUAGUCUCAAGAUAUUUGUUGCCCUCUAUACCCUGAGAAUAUAUAUAUAUAUAUAUAUAUAUAUAUAUAUAUGUUAAAAAAAACCUUUAUUUUUAGAAUUAUUUUAUGUUCAUUUUUGUUUUGUAUAGAUAGAUAGUAUGUGUAUAGAUAGAUAGAAUAACAGGGUUUAAAAUUUAAAGUCUUAUGCUACUAGCCAGGCCAGGCUUACUCGCCACUGCAAGUCAUAGUAUUUUUACCAGCUGUAAAUUUCUAUUUGCCAGACUAAAUUUCCACUCUCCAUUAGCUAUUGGCUAAUGCCAAUUUUAAACCCUGCAUACAAGACCAUAUAUAUCCAGGUGGGAUGCCAGGCUGUUAUGUAAUAAUAAAAGAAUUGCACAGCUCUUUACAUUAUUAACCACGUGAAAGCUGUAUUUUCAGGUUAUGGAGCUGGUGCAGGUCUCGGAGCUGGUGCAGGUUAUGGAACUGGUGCAGGUCUCGGAGCUGGAGCCGGUGCAGGAGUACCUGGUGGUGGUGCAGGAACUGGAGCUGGGUAUUAUCCGGGAGCUGGACUGGGAACAGGCGGUCAAGGAGCUGGAGGUAAGAUUUAGAUACUUAAGGGUAAAUAUUUCUGAACAUUGAUUUGUUAAAACUAUCAUUAGGAGCUCCAUAAUUAUCCAUAAUUAUUGUUUUAGCAAAGUUGCAAGUGUUUUAUGAAAAACCAGAUGCACCUAUGAAGCUUUUUCUACCACCAAGCCCUUUAAUAGGGUUAAGGUGGGAUGUCUUGUCGACCACAAUGGCAGUCUGCAGCACCCGGGAUGUGGUGUCAAUGUCACCAAAAUGUAUAAGUCUGGGCAGCUGUGUUUUUAAGUUAUACUUUGCCUCCCAGGACAUCCAUAACAAAAGACAGUCAAAUAUUGUCUUACAGCAAAUUUCAUCCUUCUUGACACUCAUUUAUAUGACAUCCAAACAUUAGAGCCAUGACAAUAGUUCAUGUGACUGUUUGAUGAUCUGUUUGAUGUCCAAUGAAAUUCUGUGUUCCUUCUUCUUAAUAUCAGGUCAGUACCCAGGAGCAGGAGGAAAGCCACCAAAACCAGGUAAACAUGUACAGCGGUGAACAAACACGAAAAGGCUUUGUACAAAUGACAAGAUGUCACCCAUUUAGACUAGAAGAAAGUAGAUUUUACCUACAGUAAAGAAAAAAGUUAUUUACAGCUUUACAGUAAGACUCAUAAAGAUGUGAAAUUCUCUAUCCAACAAGGUUGCUUUAUCAGAUUCUGCACCGAUUUGUAAACAAUAUAUAUAUAUUUUUUUUAUAAAAACAGGCUUUUCUAUGAUAUAAUAGUUAACAUGUGGCUAAAAGCUUGUUGAUCCAGAGUCUAGAAGUUUUUAUUCCUGUUUUGUGGCAGAAUUUUGAAUUGCUUUAAACUGGGAGAAGGAUUGGAGGAUCAAACGAACACACACAGCAACGUAGGAUUAAACAAUGUCCUGAUUCCAGGCAUACUCAUCUUUGUCCCCUAAUCUAAAAAAGAAAAGAGAGAAUACAGAAAGCUAAACAUAAUACUGUAAGAAGAGACAGACUACUAUUAGAAAGUACAGUUUAGAAGUGUAGGAAACAUUACUAUAUCAUGGGCAGUUGACUCUAAAUAGAUCAUUUUGAAUAUUUGGAUUUUUGACAAAUCCUGUUUUGACAUCUAAUUUUGGUUCUUUUUCAGCAGGCUAUGGAACUGGAGCCGGUGGAUACGGACCAGGGGCCGGAGGAUACGGGCCGGGGGCCGGUGGAUACGGAACGGGGGUCGGUGGAUACGGAACUGGGGUCGGUGGAUAUGGAACUGGGCCUGGUGGAUACGGAACUGGGACAGGUGGAUAUGGACCUGGUGCUGGAUAUGUACCUGGUGCUGGCAUUGGAACAGGAGUAAGACCAGGAGCUGGAGGUGAGAUUGAAGAAUAAUUGCUCACCUGGGGUAUAUACUAGCUUUAGAAAAAAAUAUAUAUUAUUGUGUAUUAGUAUCAAUCCAUUAUUUGGCUUUCAAUAUACAAAGGCUUACCCAUAAAUGUGUUUUAAUUUUCUUGGUGCUAGGGUGCUUCUUCCGAUAUACAAAUGUCUUUAGCACAUGCAUGGUACUUCCAUUUUUUUCCCCGGAAUUAACGUUUUGAAUUGAAAGUACAGCAGUUAAUCUCAAUUAACAAUAAUGUUUGACAAAAUGACUUAAAAGAUGCAACAGACUAAAUCAUUUCUAACCUAUAGCUGCACAAUUUCUAGAAUGCCAUUCAAACCAGAUUUAUUAAGAUUUUCUAAGUUAAGAAAUAGUCACAUUUCAAUUGUAGUAUACUCUAUAUCUUACCACCUAAUGGGCAAGCCAUAUUGCUGCUUUUCCUUCCUGGUGACUUGCGGAUCCAAGCAGGCAAUUAGCAUUGCUCUAUUUUAUUUAUAUCUGCUUUAUCAGUGUCCACCCCCAAGUAUAUAGUCAUUAAAUCCACGUUAUCUUUAAGAGUAAUGUUUAAAUUGAGUGUAGGCUUGUUGUAUUUGUGACAAACAGGAUCUAAGUGUAUAGGCUAAGCCCAGUGUAGGCAACCUUCAGGACUUCGGAUAUUGUGGACUACAUCUACCAUGACGCUUUGCCAGCAUUAUGCCAGUAAGAACAUUAUGGGAGAUGUAGUCCACAACAUCUGGAGUGCAAAAGGUUUCUUACCCCUUGGCUAAGCCAUUUUUAAUAAAUACCCUGAAUUAAAAUACCUAGUUAUAUAGUCUAUGAAGUAAAUAUGUUUAUUUAUGAGAACCCUAUAAAACUAGUAAAUGGUGGUACUUUUGAACUGCCUGAACAUUCUCUAAUUAGUCGUUUGGAGGGAUCCUUAAGUGAUAUAUGUCAAUGCAUACAUCUUUGAAAAUUGAUUAAAAAAAAAAAAUUACAAAAAAACAAACAAACAAAAAAAAAAAAUAUAUAUAUAUAUAUAAAGAUUUUAAAAUAUUUGACACUUUCUUGAUGCUUUACUCAUUUGUUUAAUCAUUAAAAUGUAAAAAUAUGUAAAUCGGUAAUACUUUUUAAAUAUUUCCUUCAUUUCCAGGCGUGUACCCCGGAGCUGGAGGCAAACCACCAAAACCAGGUAAAUACCGAGAGAAAUGCUCCGGAUUAGAAACAAAGGACUGAGUGAGGCCUAACAAUAUGAACAUUAUAAAUGCUUAAUUUCGUGAUCUAACUUAAUUUGUAGGCUAUGGAGCUGGAGCAGGGUUGGGUACUGGAGCUGGUGGUUUACAAGGAGGCGGCUUGGGAACUGGAGGUGGCUACGGUCCUGGAGGUGGAUAUGGACCUGGAGGAAUUGGAGCUGGGGGUAAGAGUUGUGCAAUAAUGAAAAUCCAUGAACAAUCACAUACAGUGCCAAGUGUCUGAAAGAGUCUCAGGUUUGCUCAGGACUUGUGACCAAUACAGUUUACAAACUUUGUAUUUGGCUGUGCUGUUCUGUGAGGCACGUUUCUGUAGGAUUAUGUAGUUGAUGCAUUUGUCAGCAGAUGAGAUAAUGGCACUUUCACUUUGUCUUUUCAGCAGGCACCUACCCGGGAGCAGGCGGAAAACCCCCUAAACCAGGUAUGAUAGAUUAGGCUGUGUGCUUCCAUUCUUAAAGCACUUACUUUAAAUGGAACAUUGUAAGCACUACAACAACUUCAUCUAACUAAAGAUGUCUUAGUGCCUUAAUUAUUUCCCAGCUUGUCCUCAUAAACCAUCUCUGUCAAUAGUUUGAAGACUGAAAGUGCGGCUUUAAGUCAUGUCUCCAGGCCCUCUAAAUCGGAAAGCCAGGACUGUUACUUUCCGCUUCUCAUAUCAAAGCAUACUGUGAUGUACAUACUGGUUCAUAUCACAAGAGCUUCUAACCUUACUGCCACAAGUCCUUUAUACUUUCUAUUCUGCAUGUGUCCUGGUCCUGGACACUCCAAGAUCAUGAAGAUCUUUUCAUGUAAUGACCUGAUCAAGAUUAUGAUAAAGCAGCACUGCAUAAAUAUUUUCUGUAGAAAAACUUGGUGUGUUCUCAAAAUAAUGCAUAUUAAUAAUGUGCCGGACACUGUAGGUAAGAUUAAAGGAAACACGCAAGUUCUACAAGGAUACGUGGAGGAUUUAAUGGAACUGGUGUCUGUAGAUGGGGAUUUUUGACAAUGUGUAACCCCCCCCCCCCCAACAAUGAGUAGCCACAAGUAGCACAAUGUCUAAGAGCAAUGUGCUUAUAUACUUUGACCACUGGAAUGGGGUUGCUGACUUGUAAGUGUUUUUGUAUCGGCAGGUUACGGAGGAGGAGUAGGUGGUGUAGGCGGAGGAGGUGGUUUUGGGCCUGGAGCUUCAUUAGGAACAGGAGGAGUAGGAGGAGGUGAGAUAAGUCUGAAUUUGGAGUAAAAUACACAAUUGUUUUUAUGGAUCCUCUUUCUGUCUUUUUCUGUUUCCUUUACACACUUCCCCCAACUCACCGUAUAGUGUUUAGAAUGAAUCAUUCAUGACUAACAGUUCUACUUUCAUAUGCUUACAAUUCUCCAAAUUAUUCAAUGAAACAUGUUCUUGUUUACUGUCUCAAUUACCCCUCUCAUUAAACUUGUUUUAUUGCUCAACUACACAAUAAACAUAUUGAAUUAUACUUUACAAUGGCUGCAAAAUGGCUAAGAAACUUCUCAUGCUGUGUUCAGUAAACUUUAGUAAACCAUUUAGUAAAUCUCAAAAGUAUCUGCUAGCAAAAAUAUUUUCAACUAUUCUUUUCUUUGUUAGAAGAGAUAUUGCAGCGUCACAUCAGUGAAGGAGUUAAAUCUCAUUAGUAAAACGGCAGCCACAAUUUCCUCUAGAAAUAGUUUCUGUAUUGUGUAGAUUCUCUGACUUAGACAAUGUGGCCUGGGGGUUCCAUCCACACUUCGCAAUAAAAAUAGGAAACGUACGUUCCUUACAUGAAAGGGAAAGGAAGAGCUGCAUAUUUUUGUUAAAUGUCAGCCAGCUACUAAUACAGUUACUUAGAAUGCUGCCUUACACAAUGUACCCCAAAAGAAGGCUUAAACCCAGUUCAGCCAUCUAUAUCUUGGAGAGUGAUGGGUAAAAAAUUUACAGGAAGAUGUCUUCCUGUAGUCCAUGCUCUUAUAGCAGACAUUUUCACACAAUUUUAUUUUUUAGGUUUAAAAUGUUGCCCUAUUACCAAGAAUCAGGCAAUAAUUUUCAGUUGUUUAACAUUGGAAAUAAAAACUAUAAACAGUUGCCAAAUGUGUUAUUUGAAAUGGACAAUAAGGUCUCACUGGGUGGAAAUUGAACGUUUCACACUAGUCCUGAAGCUAUUUAUGUUUAGUUAUCUUAGUUUCAAAAUUGUGCAAUUUGGCAUCUACAAGGCUGAAAAAAAAAUUCCAUCACACAUUCCCAAUUACCCUGAGAAAAUAACUGGUGAAGAACUGAAUAAUGAUAAAUUAUUAAAUUGCAUCAUAACAACAUUUUCACACAGUAUGAAAGUAACUCAAGGUUAGAUUUACUGUGGGGCAGCAAAAUUCACAUAGACAAAUAUGACUGCCUUAGCUGUGUAUCCCAUUAUAUACAUUUUACUUACCUUUUUAAUUUUAAGUAAAUAAAAUUCGAUAUAUAGAAAUGCAUCAUGGUAAAGAAGCCUUGUCUGUAUUUAACUAGAAAGCUAGUUUGUUGAAAUCACACUCUUAUCAUAUCUUAAAAGGGCAGUUGGUAAAUGUGUCAGCAAUCACUUGCAUACUGCAUUGUGAACACUAGAUGGAGCCUCUUAUCUUUUUGUAUUUUGUAUAUUUUUAUUUCAGCUGGAGUUGGUCAAGGAUACCCCUUAGGAGGUAAGGAUUUUGAUUUAAUAAUAUUAAUAUUUAUGGAGUGCUGGUGUAUUUUGCCGAGCUGUACAAUGAGUAUAAAAAACAUACAAGCAAAUACGACAAAACAAGUUUGUCACACAGAAACAACAGGUGAUGAGGCCCUACUUAAACAAGCUUACAUUGUAAAGGAAGUAAGCUAUAAUUACUCAAAAGGUGAUAGUGUAGUACUUAUGCGAAGACUAACAGUUAUGGGUCAAGAAAAGGUUUUUAAUUAAUGUAUAACAUCUACAGGAGAAGGCAGAGAUGGGAUAAAGGGGAAAUAUAAGCAUCAUAUCCGCUGCGGCUUAUUUUAACUGUUUUGCUAGUGGAAGGAUGUCUAUGAAAACUCAUCUUAAAAAUUUUAAAUUUUUUUUGUGGGGUUUUUUUUUUUUUCUUCUUCGAAUGCCUCAAAACAGACUCCACCCUCUUGCCAGUGAUGUUUCACUUCCUCAUUAAAUCGUCCAAAUACUUGUACAGUGUGAGCACAUAUUGAAUGUUCAAAUCAUGCAAGUGUUCCUCCAACAUGUGCAGGUAUUGGAAGCAUAACUGAUUGUGUAUGUGCGCUCUCAAAGUACAUCUCCUGCAAGUGAAGAAGACUGACAUAGGCAGUGUGAGCAGGCAGUAUGUGUUCACAACUUAUGAGAGAUCAAUGGAGAUAUUGUUCUUCUCGAUUUGUAACCAGUGGGAAUGAGGGAGGAGUUAUAUUAAAAAUAACCAAAUAACCAAGGAUUUAUGAAGUUAUAUCUUCUAACCUCCCUUUCAAUAAGUUGCAGUGGAUAUGGAGCCUUUUUUUUCAAUUUGACAAUUGUGGAUAUGGAGCCUUAAUGAAGCGAAGGAAUGUUAUAUGGAAAUAAAUGAACUAGCUAGUUAAUAUCCCUUCCUUACAGGGCAGAAAUGUUAUAAGGUAAAAGAGCAGCAUAUUAAAGACAAAUUGAAGAUUUCUAUCCUUCUAGCCUGCAGAUUUCAUAGUAGUUUAAAUAUAUUAUUUGUAUUAACUAUAUUUAACUUCACAUGACAUAUGAUGGCUAAUUUUGUUCCAAACCAAGCACCAUAUGGAUGGAACAACAUUAGUGAAGGAAAUGGGGAGGAAAGAAAUGUACUUGUUAGUUAUUAUGUACUUCAGUGAUGACUUGGAUAAAAAAAAAAGUAUUUAAGUUAUAGUGUAUAAUACAUUUUUAUGUUUUUUGUUUUAGCCCAAAAACCAGCCAAAUCUUACUACAGAGGUGACUAUAUUUUUAUUGUCCUUUUUAUUAUUGGUAUUUAUAUUAACAUUCUCUUUGUGCUAGAUUUAUCAUUUGUGAUUUCUUCUUAUAGUAUGCAAAAAGACAGAACAGGGGUUAUAUCUUAGAAGCAAUUCUGGUGCUAAAAUGUCAUUAUGGAAACUAGUGGAAUGUUCCACCGGAAUUUCUUUAUAUAAAUAGCUCCCAGUGUUAGCCAUCGGCCUAUAAAUAAACAGAUAUUUUCCUGCAGAUGUGUUCCUAAAAUAAAUAUUUCUUGUAUAUUAUAAAUUAUAUUUUAAUGAUAUAGACGGAACACAUAUUUAAAAAUAAAUAACAUAAAAAUAAAAACAUUUACUCUUCAAAAAUCUGUUUUCUGAUUAUAUAGAUAUUUUUAAACUACCUUUAAUAGUACCUUCAGGUAAGCUGUCCCUAAAAGAGGGAAAAGGAGGUAAAAAACUGAUAAAGUUAGGCUAUUUAGACAAAAUAGCAAAAUUUAGGUUAAAAGUCACAAUGGUUUUCAAGCAAACUAAAGCUCCAUCAAGUGGACUACAUUUAGUAUUUAGAAAAUGUCCACCAAUAAAUAUAAAGCAGUGAAAAUGUCAUAAUUCAAAAUACUUAUAAUACCUGAGGCUGUCUUGGUGUGAUGGGUUUUUAGUCCAGUCUCAAAAGUAAAUGAACUGAUUCUCAGAUGUCUACGGUAAAUCCUUACAGUACCCACUGAUUAUGUGAUACACAAACCUAACAUUUGUUCAUGAGUGGACUCCGUACUUACAUAUUUUUAACUCGCUCAUUAGGUUUGUUUCUACAACAUGACAAUAGAAUCGUAGAACUAGAAUACUCUACCUGUGCUCUGUUGUUUCAAAUAUUAGCAGAGUUUUAUUGAAUAUAUGUCAAACCUUCAUAAUUAUAUCAUAGUAUUAGCCCUUAACUCUAUUCACAAUAUACAUUUUAAUGUCUCUGUAGGUGGUGGACUCUGUGGUCAAGGGAAGUAUUGUGGCCGACGGAGAAAAUAACCAACCAAAGAGCUACGAGUAACCUCAUCAACUAUGGUGCUACUGCAUGGUGUGAAUGUAAAAGGAUCCAAUUAUCCCUCCCCUCUCCUGUCAAUCCGUCCCUAGAGUCCUCCACCAUCUUCCUUUCUCCUGUUCUUGUGAUAUCCAUCUUUAACAAGGAGCCAGGCAGCUACAUAUUAUAGAGGAGCCUGCAAUCUGACACUCGCAAACAUUUGUGCACACAUAUACAGUGUAUACUUUAAUACGCUUUAUGGAAAAAUGUAAUGUGUGCGUGUUUGUUUGAGUGCGUAUAUAUCUGUAUAGGCCAAUGAGAGCAUAUAAUGAGAUGUACAUUGUCUAUAUUUACAGAUGCACAGUGACAAGAAAGUUGUGCAUACUCGUAUACAAUACAUAGAUAUACAUACACUCAGACAUUCACAGGUAUGGGCAUACAGGCACUGUAUAUAUGCACUCAAGAAGUGGUUGGCAUGGGACACGUGUCCCCCCCCCAGGCUGGUGAAGUGUUAAGGAUUUGGGCCACCAUAGAAGACCACUUUUCCACGAACAAGGCUGGCGUAGUAAAGCCAACAUUUGCUAAAGGACACCUUGACAAGCAGGAUGGUGAUAGACAAUUCUGCUUAUGAAGAUGUUCUCUAUUGCACUCGUCCCUUCAUUUUAACUUGUCUUGGUUCAGUAGACUUGUAGGUUUUCCGGAUCAGUUGAUAACUGCAUUGUAAAUGCGAAUGCUACUUGUAGCCUGAUAUUUGGGCCAGUAGAAAUGGUUUGCCUUCUUCAGUCCGACCCUGUUAUAUCCUGCUAUACAUAAACAGUGCCGAAAGUUGCACUCCUUCAUGACUUGAGAUUCCCAGAAGCAUGUGUAAGCUCUGGGCGUGCUUCCUUUCUAAUCCUCCCCCUCUCACCAUCACACUGCCAUAAUAAGUUGUUGUAAGUUAUAUUUGGAAUUCAAUCCAUGCUGAUGCCAUCGGCCUGCGACUGUAAGGGAACUUUAUUAUUUUUAUAUUGUAUUAUAAAACGUGUGUGACUUCUCUCACUUUGAGGGGGGAGGGUAAGAGAUAAAUCUGCAAAAAAAAUAUAUUCCUUUUACAUUUGCUACUUACUUUGAAAAGAUGUUCUUAUUCUAAACCUUUUUUUUUUGUUUCGUUUUGUUUCAUUUUCAUUUUUUUUGCUUGCCACAAAAUGCAGAAAAUUGGCGUUUAUUUUUAGAAAUGUACUCUUUUUCUGCCGGAGGAGAAGGCUUUUAACUAAUUACUGCUAGAACGACUCACAAUUCUUCAUAAGGCUCUUUAAGGGUAAACGAAGACGCAAAAUGCUGUAGUGAGUCAAAAGGGGGUGAUUCUUUUUUAGGGUAGGGUUUUUUUUAAUGGUGAUUAUUCUGUUGCCAGUGAUAUUUUUAACAUUUUAUAAACCUUCUGGCAUUGAAGAAGUUAAAAAUAAAAACUGUGAGAUUUAAGAAUAGUCUCUCCCCAUUUCUCUGAGGCCCUCCCAUCACCCUCUUAAAUCUGCAUUUCAUCUUUCAUUCUGCUGUGUCUAGAAGCGUGAGGGGCGUGCGUGAUGUGUGGAUGUCUUAAUUUACUGACCACCCCCUCCCCUCAGUGUACAUCCUCUCUUACCGCCUCCAUUGAAAAAAAUGUAUAAAAAAAACUUUUUUUGUAAAAAUAAUACUGAAAAAAGUUAUUAAAAGUAAUUUUGCUUAAAUAAAAUGAAUAAAUAAAUCUUUUUAAAUGAC